Messenger RNA from Lymnaea stagnalis (great pond snail), 66175 nucleotides. NCBI's taxonomy places the organism in Eukaryota, Metazoa, Mollusca, Gastropoda, Lymnaeidae. The record is from the annotation of a GenBank genome assembly.
GCGCUAGCAGACGAUUAGCAGACCGUGGCGGCGUGCUUAGAUACCACUGAACCAGCAAUAAGGGGGGUUAGACAACGACCAAACUUUUAUUUAGCCAGUCAACAAAUGGCAGCCGUCUAGAAGUGUUGAUUGAAUCUUUUUGAGAGGGUUUCAAGCGUAAGAAACUUUAUAAAGUAAAAUAAAAAUGGAAGAUGAUGGCGGUCCUGGUGAAAAAGAAGCCAACAAAGGUGAUAGUCCCAAGCCAGAUACAAUCACAGAGGAUAAUGAAGUCGCACCCCCACUUAUAAAUACAGACCAAGGUUAGUAAAUAAAUAUCUCUUGAAAGAAUGACUGAAAGUUUGGCAUCUUGAUCAAGUGAACUCUUUCCUAUGGUCAUAAAUAUUAAAAAAUACAAAUAAGGCAAAUAUUUCAAAUAAUGUUGGCAGCCUGUUGCACUGUUGUAUAAUUAUUUUAUAAUCAUUAUAAUAAAACCAUAAUUGGCUUAAUAAUGGCUAAUAAUGUAACUGUAUUAAUAAUGAAUAUUAAUAUUAAUGAUUAAAUGUUAAUGUAUUGGUUAUGUAUGGCUGAUAGGCUAUCCUUAUUAAGUAAUCUUAUUAUAGUUAUAAACAUAUUCUAUCUAGUAAUUUAUAUUGUAUGUCUAUAAAAAUAGACAUUAUUUAUAGCAGUGGUCCCCAAAUGGCGGUCCGUUGACCUUCACCGAUCCGCAUGCCUAACGCUGACGGCGACGGUCCCCAUAACAUAAAUAUUUAUUGUCAAAUAGAAAUAAAAGUAUACAAAUAAAUCAUGCACCGGACCCUGGUAAAAUUUCUAAACUUGUUCACCGGUCCGCCAAACUUUAAAGUUUGGGAACCACUGAUUUAUAGUAUAGUUAAUAACUUAUUAAAGCUAAAUGAGGAUUGUUCAUUAAAAAAUUUAAUUAAAUUAUAUUUCUUUUCAAGGUUUCCUUACACUUACACUCUUACACCAAAUCCAUAUUAUAUAUAUAGGCCCCUAUAUUAAAUAUAUAGGCUAUAUAUAUAUAUAUAUUUAUAUAUAUAUAUUUAUAUAUAUAUAAUAUCUAAUAUAUUUUAUUUGAUUAUUAAUGAUUAGAUUUUACUUUGAACUGGUAAUUAAAAUCCUACCUAAGUCUCUCCUACUAAAGACCUACUCCAAGAAUUAUUGUCUCAGAAAAUUAAAUAACAUUAACAUCACCCGUAUUUAAAUAAAUAAGUUAACUUCCUUUCAUUGAAAUAAAGCUGAGUAUAUUCAAACACAGGGUUCCCCACAAUUAAAAAUAACCUGAAUCAUUAAAAAAAAAUUAGGUUAGUAAUUUAUAGCAUAGCAAGCAAUUAAGUUCAUUACUUAACAUUACGCUGUUCAAGAUUAUAGUAUACUGAUUAUAAUUAUAUUUGUACUAGAUAUCCCAAAAUUUGUUGCUUAAAAAAAAAUCAUAUAAAUUUCUCAGUGAACUGCAUUAGGAUUUCAGCCCUGCAGUUUUACGUUAAAUAGUGAUGUCAGAUGAAAAGGGAAGCUAAACAAUGUUAAACAUUGUAUCUUUAGUUGGUUGGUGAAUCUGUCCUAUUAUAUUUUCUCCAGAUUUCUUUCUUUAAUUACUAAUCAUAAUCCAUACCAUUUCAGUUAUUAUUAUUAUAACCUAACUUUAUAGUAUUUAUCCAAGUUUUUCACUCAAUGCCUACAUUUACUGCACUGUUUUUUCUCUGGAAAUUAUCAAACAAUUGAUCCUGUUUGAACUCAUAAUUCUGCAACAUGUCCUUAUUAAGUUAAGUAGAAAUUGAGCUUUAUUUUGUUCUAUGAGUUUGACAGAGAAGCAAUUUUUUUUUUUUAAAGUACUAUCUUUGCUAAACUGUCUUUAAAAAAAUUCUAGUUCAAGUUCAUCUAGUUUGUUUAAAAAUAUUUACAGCUAUAUAUUUUACUAAAGCAAUGGUGUCAUUUACAAAAAAUGUUUGUAAGGAUUAAAAGCUGAUUACGGGCUUUAAAAUAGUCAUUAACUCAAGCUAAUAAAUGCAUUGUAAAAAUAAAAUAUCCAAAAUAUUUUAUCUGUGUUUCUGAUAUACGGUACAUAUGAUUUUUAGUUGCUAAAAAUAAAUAUUACUUUUUCAAAAAAAAUAUUUUAAAAAAUAAUAAAAUAGUCAUUAAUUAAGAUUUUAAAAAAUUAGACUUUUUUGUGUGUAAAUUUUGUCAGAGUUUUCAAUUCUUUUGGUUUCUUAAUAUCAUUGGGAAGAUUGGAGAAUAAGAUCUCACCACACGAAGGGACCAUAAUUACAAAACUAAUGUCUUAAGGAGCUUUUGUUCACAAGCUGAGUCUGACAGCUACUGUUCUUUUUGUAUCCAUAAGGCUCUCAGCCCAAUUGAUUUAUUCUAUACAACUUCUUGUAGCCAAUUUUUGACAGGAAAUAAUCAGCAUAUUGAUUUUUUCCAAGCUAUCACAGAGUUUCUCAUUUUAGACUCAGAACAAAAGCAAGGUCUUCCAGCUUUUUCUAUGACCAUUUGAUUAUGUAUUUCAUAUAAAUAAACCAUGACUUUCUUUAACAAUGCAUUAUUAUCUAAAGCAAAACAAAAUUAAACUGUCAUGGAAUACUUGUGUUAUAUUAAAAACAAAACUGAAAAUAGCAAUAAUGUGUAGUAAUCAGAUCAUAGCUGCUAAUUUUUAUGAAUUUUCUUUACUCUACUAAUUUUUGGCAUCUUUUGAUAUAGAAGACCUAUAUCUACUCACAAUUUUGGUUUUUAUUGAUUGUUUUUUGUUGUUUUAAUUUUUUUUUUUACGAAACACCUUUUUUGGUAAUGUGUUUGUAGUGACCCAGCAUUUUAGCUAGCAGAUUUAGUAAGAAGAAAGGGUACACACCUGGUGGCACUUUUGAUCCACUGCAACAUUAAGAUUUUUUUUCUGUCAGGAUAGUUAGAGGAUUCAUGUCCACAGCAAAUUUCAGAAAUUUUCAACUGGGGUAAGAACAAGUGAACCAACUUUUCCAAGCUCAACCAAGAAAACCAUUCACAUUAUAUGGCCAGUAAGGGAGUUACAAUCUAAAGAGCCAGGGAAGCAUGCAACACUCUUAAUAAGAUAUGGAAAACAAUCAAACAAAGCGGAAAAUAUUGAGUUUAAUGUUCUUCUGUGCUUGCAACAUGCUAGAAAUAAAAUAUUUUGAAAAGAUCCCAAGAUGGGAUCCUGAUGAGUAGGAAAUACAAAUAAGAAAUGGAGAUGAAUGGGCCAUACUUUUAGAAAACAAAAAUUAUAUAUUACAUGACUAUCUCUGUCAUGGGAUCCACAGUGCAAUAGAAAGAGAGAUUGAUCCACAAUUGGAGAAAGCAACUCAAUAUAGAGAGAGAGAAAAGGCCAAGAAGUGGAAUGAGCUGGCAAGUAUAGCUCAGAACAGAUAAAUGGGGGAAUAAAUUUUAUGGGGCCUAUACACAGCAAUGAAACAAAUAAGGCAAAGAAGACUUCCUAAAGACCACUCCUGGGGAGGUCAUGGAGGAUUGGAAAAAUUUUAUUUAUUUAUUUAUUUAGGCAUUUUUAUAUAGCGCUUACCUUAAAGUUCUAAGCGCUUUACAAUUAUUAAAAACAUGUAAACUAACUAAAAUAAAAAUGAGACAAUAGGAUAGUAACUACUAUACUAUAGAAACAAUUAAAAUGGCUAUAAAACGAGGACACAAUUUACAAUUUUCUUUCAAAAAAGUGCAUUUUCACUUAUGUUUUAUUGUUUUAAGAUGUGAAAAAGAAAAAGAUGACAAUGACAUGUGUUAAAUUAGUAGUGUAUUAAGCAUUUAAGCAAAUAUUUUAGGAUUUUAAAUAAUUUGUAUAUGUGUACAUGGCUAUCAACAUGAAAAUAUAGGGCACAUUUUAAAAUGUACAGUUGUCAACAUAUUAUACAGUUUACAACUAAAAAGAUUGAGCACAAAAUGUUGUGAACGUGUAUUUCUGCCACUAAUUGAAAACCCAUUCUUUGACCACCCUGUAUCCUUAAGAAAACAUAUGCCAUUAUUUGUUAAGCACACUUGUUGACUUCGAUUGGUCUAAAUGUUUCACUGAGCAAGGGACAUAAUUCAACACUAUAUUUUCUUGUCCCCCCUUGUUGAAUGCAAAUCUCUCAGAUUAAAUACCCUUAUUGGAUUUUCGUUCAUAGUCUCCUGGGGGUCUGUUCAAACAAAUCCAGUCCAUUUCUUUUCUAGGGCAUGGUAUGGGAGAAUCAUUCCAAUAUCAGUCAUACCUAACAGCUGAAUAUCAAAGACAAAUCAUUGCAUCCAGUUAGAAACUAUUAUAGCAUUUGUACAGAGAAUAGCUUUACAUUAUUAUACUUACAAAGCCUGGGUUCUUAUUCAGCACCACAGAUGACGUAAGCAAUUACAAUAAAGCUGUUACAUUCCUUAUCUCCUGAGGCACAAAUUUCAGAACUAGAUUACACAUUCUAUCAUACAUUAGAGCAUAAUGGAAAAGGGUGUAAUAAAUUUAAAGAAACUUAAACUUCGUAUGGUUGAUAUAUUCUAUAGGUUUGUUACAUUUAACACAAGUCAGUGUUAAAUGUUACAUUUUUAAUUGAAAAUGUGGAAAUUAAAUCAAUAAUUUCAUUUCCAAGAUUUAAAGCUAUGACAUUUAAAAAAUAUUGAGCUCAUUUACACAAAAUCCAUUUUCUGUGUACUUUUGUAUGAGGUACUUCUGGUUCUAAACCACCAUGAUGAUGAAGAGCAAAUUUAUUAAAACAAUAUUUGUCAUAAUGCAUUCAACUCACACAGGAUUAUUGGGAUAUCUCCCAGUUAAUUUCUGUUUUGGUGGCUUCCCAAGUAAAUCUAUCCAAACAUUUUAACUAUCGUUCUUAUCUCAGAUAACUCACAUUUCACAGAUAAAAUUAAUGCAGUUUGUCUGAACUAGUUGACUUUUCUAAUCUCUUAAAGCUCUUUUAUAAAACCAUUGUGAUGUGUGCUUUAAAAAACAGUGCGAAGAGGAAAUCCAGUUAUCUUGAUACAAUAUAGUCCCUUUUUGGCAUAAAAACAUGGCUUUUGAGGCCAUUAACAAUAAAAAAUUCUUGUAUUAUUUUACUAGGCAUCUUAGGUUUAAAUGUAGAUAAAUGAUUUGGGUGCAGUGUAUGUGAUUGAUGCAAUAGAGAUCUCAAUAAAGCUGAAUAGAAAUGGAAAAUAAAUCCCAAAAGCUGUUGAUAAGAAUGAAUUGAUUUCUCAAUUAUCUACAUAGGGCAUUUAACAUAAGAGGUCAGCUGUGAUGUAGCCGGCUUCAAGUCCAUCAACUGAAUGGGAAAUAUAAAAAAAGGCAUUGCUUAGCUGCACUGUAUUUUUAGAGGUGGUGUUCCAAACACGUAUUCUCUUCUCUUGCAAAAUUGAAGCAGAUUCUUUUAAUGUACCGUACCGGGUGCUAAAUAAAAUGUUUUUUAAAGUAAUAAAAUAGUUGAACAAAGAUCACUGGCAUACAUAUGACAUCACAAAAUAUCUAACUACCCCUACUCUUCUACUCUUUAAAGCCUUGCUUUUUCUAUAAAUUUUGAAAAAUAAAAAAAUAAAUAUAUAUAUAUAUAUGUGUAUAUAGAAAUUGUAAGCCAAAUUGAAAUUUUACAAAAUAUAUAUGUCAUGUAAAAAAAAAAAGUAUCUUUAAAUUGUUUUAAAAAUUAACUGCUUAAGAAUCGUAUAACUAAAAUUCCUUCCAUCAUUAUUGGAUUAGUAUUUCUUAAUGAAUAGGUAACUGAUUGGUAGUUUUUACCAGUUUUUCCUGAUGGUUCUGCUAUUUCUUCCACAUGAGGGGCUACCAAAAAGUAAAUUAUAUUUAAAUCACACUUCCUGACAUGAUGUCAUGUUACUCAUUACUCAUUUGUGUCAAAUCAUAUUCCUUUAAGUUCAAGCAAACCAUUCCACACAUACUUUGUCUCUGUCACACAUUUUAGCCCCCCCUCUUCUCCUCUCUGAAUGCCUGAAAAUACAUGUGGGGGAAACCUUACAUAUUAUGGUCUUAAAUCACAAACAGGCCUACAUUUUAAUGACAAUUUUUAUUUUGUGAUAUUUUUUAAGCCCCACACACACACACACACACAUUUCUUUUUUCUUGAUCAGCCCCACCCACAUAAUCAACAUGCUAUCUCCUAUUCGAUCAGUAUUAACUAUAAUGAUCAAUUGGUCUGGGAUUUUAUGGCUUUAUUGAUGAAGACAGCCUUGAUUAAUACCGGCAUGGUCAUUGAAGAAAUCAAUGAAUCAUUCAUUCAUUAUUCAUCUUGUCGUAACUUUCCAGAUGCAGAAAGAGACAAUGAAAAAGGUGAAAAGAAAACUGGAGGAAAGGUAUGAUUUAAUCAAACUAAUAUUUUUAAAAAGAAAAGUCAAAAUAAUCUCAUGAAGCUUAGUACAUUAGUAUGUUAUGCGAAAAAAGUCACUUUUUCUAUGCCCACCCCCCACCCUUUCCCCUGUGGCACGCAUAUUUUUUUGGAACCUCCCUCCAAUACACACUUACAAGGAGCCUUCAGACCCCCCGCUCCACACAUAUGACAACACAUAAUAAAAAAAUGUGUCACAGGUUCACCACCGACUGUUAGGCAAGCCCAAUUGUUCCCAGAAAAAUUCUGUGUCACUUUUGUUAUCUCACUGCCCUCAGGCAGAGCCAUGAGAGUGGGGCGAUGAGGGCAGUAACCCCAGGCGCCAACAUCAGGGGUGCCAAAAUAUACUAUAGGUAUGAUCUUAAAAGUGAAUUAAACUGGAAAAUCCUGUACUUCAGGAAAUUGUCUUUUUACUGGAUCGACAGGGACCUCAUUUGGGUAGUGCAGAAUUUUAAUUUGCAUAUUUUAUUUAAAUUGCUAUGUAAUACGGCACCUCCAGUAAUAAACAAGUCAACAAGCCAGCCAAGUUAUGGUCCCCUUUAUCCCCCCCCCCCCUCCAACCUGCAAUUAUGUUGCUAUGUGGGGGUGUUCUUUCUAUAUAUUUAGUUAAUUAAGGGGCUCCAUUUUCCGGUCUUGCCUUGGGUCACAAUUUUUUUCUCAGCAUGGCCAUGUCACGGGAGGCUUUGACUUCCUCACAGAGGCACUGCAAAAUAUCACUCACUUUUCAAAAUUUUAUUUCCACUUCUAAUCCAAUAUGACAUCUAGCUGUCCCGAUCUUAACAGUAACCCACUUGAGUAACUACUGUUGGCAGUUACCGGGUGCUUGCUGAUGCUUAGUGACCUAUAUAGGUUUUUAAUUUAUUUUUUCCUGAGCCUUUAUUUUAUUUUGUUUAUGUUUUUUCUAUUUCGAAAUUUACUUGUUAGAAUUUAACACAGGGCAUUGUUAGAGGUUGUUGGUUGGAAUGUUUAAAUCCUGUUAUUUUAAAAGUGAAAACAAAUAUUUUCUUUUCCAGCCAACUAACUUGAAGCCUAAGCCCAAUGUAGCCCUUGGAGGUGAUGUGAAACUAUCAAAGGCCAGUAAAGAUGAACGACGGAUGGGGGUAAAUAGAUAUUUUCAAAUGUUGCAAUUGAAAGAAUAGGAUGUAAAUAUUUUUUGUUUUUUUAAAGUUUUUUUUUAAAUAUUAAAAAGCCCAAAACUUAGUCAAAUUAAAUUAGGUUAUAUCAAGUUCUUGCAUUAUGCCUGAAAAAAUAAUGUUAAUUCCAAAUUAAUUACACAACAAUUAUACUGCAAAAAUCAGAAUAUUGAACAGUUUUAAGUUACAGCUAUGUUGAAGCCAAAGAAUAAAAACAAAAUGUACAGUUCCAUCAACAAAGCUGACAGCUGCAACACCAAUUCAAUCUUAAAAGAAAUCUAAUGAAAGCAAGAGGCCCUUGUAUAAUUAUUCGUAAUCCCCAGUUUCCAUUGUUCUUCAGUCUAGCAUUGAUCCAGCCUAUAUUGCUUAGGCUAAAUGGAGAACUGAAAAGUCGGUCUGUGCCUUGUUUACCCUAGAUACUUAAAACCAGUGUAGUAGAAGUGAAACAGAGGCCAGCUCUGUUUAAUAUUUUAGUUUAGAGAGCAGAUGGAAUUGGGUUAAGUAACCCUAGGAGAGAGCUAACUUCUCUCCUUCCAGCAUGCUUUAGUCAAUAUACAAUGCAAGCCAUUGAUGACGUUAAAAAAAUAAAUCUGUUAGUAUCUAAACAAUGAUAUCUACCAAUGAUAUAUCUAAUUAUAACUCUGUAAAUUUGGGGUUUAAGUCAAAAGCAUAAAAGUGGUAUAACUCAUUUUCAAAUCAAUUUCUGAUGGCAUGUCAUGACUCAUUCUGUUUUUCAGCUUGUAAAAAGAUGCAAAAUAUAAAUUGUGUAACUGUUAUAGGUCCAUUAGAACUUAUUAAAACAAGGAGUUAUGUUCACCUGUUACAUAAAAUUGAUUUUAAAAAAAUAUUUUUUUGGGGGGUAAUUUUACUUAAAAAAUAAGAGACAGAUAAAUAUAAUCCCACUAAUCUAUCAGGCCUUUAAUGAUUUGCUUGGAUGCUGCUCCUGACAGAAACAGCUGAUAUAUUAAACAAAAUUGGUUGGCAUGUCACAAUUUAUAAAUGAGCUAUUAAAGUGGUCUGAGAAUACAAGGAUUUAAAACUGCUACUCAAAGCAUUGGGUUCAUUUUUUUUUAAAGGCUAUAAAAAACAGUUGUCAGCUGGCCUUCAUGUGAGAUGCAUUAAAUUCAAUGCCUGUUAAGAGGUUCAGCUUAGACUUGCAUUAUCACAAUGCCUUUAGAUAUUUACUGUUACAAUAAUAUUCAGAGGACAGCAGCUAUUUUAAUUCUGAUCGUAUAAGUCACUGAAUCAAAUGUUUGUUUGGCUUUAGUAGUUAGGCCGCCACAUUUACAACAAAAGUCGAGUGUUUGAGCAUUUACUAAAAAGAAAUCCUUUAAUUGUAUGUAAUUUAUUUAGUAAGAAGACAGCAGCAUAACAUCCACAGUUAAAAGCUUUAAUCGACAUAAUGUAUGUCAAUAAAUCCUGGCAACUCUCUGAAACACUUCUGUAAAUCUUUAUAAUCCACCAUAACUCAAAUAUCAACUUCUGUCAUCCCACAUGAAAUUGUUUAAGUGAAAAGUGAAUGUCAGCUUUGUCUUCUCACCUACUGAUAGCAGGAAAUAGAACAGAGUCACCUGGUUCCAUUACAUUCAUUGUUAAUGUUCAUUUAAAACAACCAGGCUAGGCUUCUAAGCCAUUUCCUUGAUAAAAAAUUCUAUUAUUUUAAGAAAUUUCAUAAAAGUAAAGUUCGUUUGAUAUUUCAUUAUAAAAGUUGAUGGGCUACAUCUAAGUUAUAACAUAAAUCCAAGGAUGUAUUGAUUGAGUUUUUAAUAAGUUAUAUUAUAGUUUAAUGAUAGGCCCUGCAUAUGUCAUCAACCACCACUCGCAAACACACUUUUUCUUCAACUUUCUUUAAAUCAAUAUGAAUGUCUCAUAAAUAUUCAUAUACAUUGUUGCUAUCAACACAUUCAGCAUUUUUAGCCCCCCAAAUAUCUUUGAACCUGUGCGUCAUAUCAUGAGCCUAAUAUCAUUUGGCAGACUGUCUGUGUCCCUCAUAACCCCUUCUGCGUUCUUAUGAACACUUACUAUAAAGAACCAUGUCAGUCAGUCAGGCACAUACGGUCAUGACAUGUUCAAUCAAACCACCAAGUGGUACCUCAUGGCUUAAAUCUUUAUAAAGCUUGAUCAAUGGACCAUGAAGAUAUUGGUGAAUGCAUUACUGCUAAGCCAAAGAAAAACAUUCUGAAUUCUUUGUUACUUGAACAAUGGUCCCUUACAGGAAUGCACAAUAAAUGGUUAUUAAUCUUGAAUAAUAUUAGGGCCAGGUUUUAAAUUUCUUUCAGGCACACACAUUCUAAGAAGCCGUAAUUAGAUGGUGGCAUUAUGCUUUGAAACUUGAACUAAUCUCAUUUUAUAAAAAAAAUAUCUCAUUAUUGUGGGACAGUGGCUACAAUUUAUAUUUUUUAAUAAUGCUUUUGACAUAAAAAUCAACAAAAUCAUGAAUUCUUAUUAAUCAGGAAGACUAUUGUGGGUUUUGAUUGGCCAUGUCAAGUGGUUUUAAUUAAUGAUAAAAGUGGGUCCUAUCAGCAAAUUUUUAAAAAAUAAUUCAUCAAAAUAAAGUCUUUUGGGUUGGCUUGGAGUGAGAAUCAAAUGUACUUAGUGUCUUAGCUAAAGUCUGUUGGUUUAGCUUAAAGUGGGAAUCAAGUGUACUAAGUGUUUUAGCUAAAGUCUGUUGGUUUAGCUUAAAGUGAGAAUCAAGUGUACUAAGUGUUUUAGCUAAAGUAUGUUGGGUUAGCUUAAAGUGAGAAUCAAGUGUACUAAGUGUUUUAGCUAAAGUCUGUUGGGUUAGCUUGGAGUGAGAAUCAAAGGUACUAAGUGUUUUAGCUAAAGUCUGUUGGGUUAGCUUGGAGUGAGAAUCAACUGUACUAAGUGUUUUAGCUAAAGUCUGUUGGGUUAGCUUGAAGUGAGAAUCAAGUGUACUAAGUGUUUUAGCUAAAGUCUGUUGGGUUAGCUUGGAUUGAGAAUCAAAUGUACUAAGUGUUUAGCUAAAGUCUGUUGGGUUAGCUUAAAGUGAGAAUCAAGUGUACUAAGUGUUUUAGCUAAAGUCUGUUGGGUUAGCUUAAAGUGAGAAUCAAGUGUACUAAGUGUUUUAGCUAAAGUCUGUUGGGUUAGCUUGUAGUGAGAAUCAAAUGUACUAAGUGUUUUAGCUAAAAUCUGUUGGGUUAGCUUGGAGUGAGAAUCAGGUGUACUAAGUGUUUUAGCUAGUCUGUUGGGUUAGCUUAAAGUGAGAAUCAAAUGUACUAAGUGUUUUAGCUAAAGUCUGUUGGGUUAGCUUAAAGUGAGAAUCAAGUGUACUAAGUGUUUUAGCUAAAGUCUGUUGGGUUAGCUUGGAGUGGGAAUCAAAAAGUGUUUUGGCCAGGCUUUUUUCAGAAAAAUAAUAUAGUUUAAAAAAAUAUGAAAAAAUCUUUAAUCCCUUUCCGCUUCUGUCUGCUUCAAUGGCAAAGUGUUUUGGGGACAGUUUAAAGCAGAAUUACUUCAUCAGGUGUGCCCACAACGCAUUGGGGUGCAGAGGCAGUUUCAGUGGGUGCAGGAAGACCCAGAAAAUUAGGUUUAUUAGCAUUUUUGAUGGUAUGGGAAAUGUGCUUGAAAUCGAGAUGGGCAUGUGGGAAAAGUUUUAAAAGGAAGACGGGGUGAGAUUAAUCUAGAUUAAUGAUUAGAGCUACACUUUCAGGUAGUGUGGUAGACUCUACCAUCCUAAGAGCACAUUCGAGGUACUAAUAAGUGAAUUUUUAAAGAAAAAUUGGUAUUAGAUAUUAGAUAACAUGUGGAAAAGUAAUCUACAAUUUGAAUUGGGGGGGGGGGUUGUGAUUGAAUCUCAAAAUUAUUAAUCUAGGGCUUCUGGUUAGCUAAAUCUGGCCCCGACUGGUAGGCACAUGUAUCACUGAAAUGUUUUCUUUUUCAGAUGGAUACUCGUCACGAGUAUCUGAUGGACCAACUGGCCAGUGCACUUAAUCUGGAUAAAAUUCAAAUUUUAGAUUACUUUUCCACAUGUUAUCUAAUAUUUAAUAAGUUAAUUUUUAAAGAAAAAUUGGUAUUAGAUAUUAGAUAACAUGUGGAAAAGUAAUCUACAAUUUGAAUUGGGGGGGGGGGGUUGUGAUUGAAUCUCAAAAUUAUUAAUCUAGGGCUUCUGGUUAGCUAAAUCUGGCCCCGACUGGUAGGCACAUGUAUCACUGAAAUGUUUUCUUUUUCAGAUGGAUACUCGUCACAAGUAUCUGAUGGACCAACUGGCCAGUGCACUUAAUCUGGAUAUAGGAGUGGUGGAAGAGUUUUUAGUAUCUGAUGAUAGGGUAAGCUCCACAUUCGCACUGUAAGUAUGAUACUUUUCUUAUUUGUUAAAAAAUACAUUUUUAGUGCUGAGCUUGGUGACCUGGAUGCUUGGAAAUACAAAGUAUUACCACACCUGGCACAUACCCAGACUCUGUAAAACAACUUUUCCGGGUGUGGGUGUCUUCUCAUUUGGUUUAUGUCUCACUCAGUGUGGAGAAAUGAAAAGUGCAUGCACAGAAUCAGAACAUCUUUUUAAAAUAAGUUUUUGACAUUUUACCUGCAUUAAAUAAUUAAUAAUAAUAGUCUACCCAUGUAAUUUUCUAUUCUCCUUAUUGGGUGGAACAUCCAGAAAAUGAGAAGAUAACUCUUUUUUUCUUUUGCAACGCUAGACUCAGACCUGCCCCGGGUUUAGACUCAAAAUACCUGGACCGGGAUGUAAAAAAAAAGCUGUAUCCGGCUCAGCCCUAUUAAAAUUUCAAUCUUAAAAAAUGGAUGCAUAUUUUUAGCUGCUGUAUUUACAUGAGAAAAUAAUGUUCAAGCAGAAUUUUUUUUCCUUUUUCUUAGUUUGAGUUGAUGGAUGAUUUCUUCAAAGCUGAUGGCUCCCGAAAAAUAAUGUUCUUCUAUCAGGAUGUGUCUGUAAGCACAGCUUUAUUAAUAACAUCAUAAUGAAAGACUUCUGAAUAAAUUUCCCUUUGUGUCUCCACAUUAGAAGAGAAAAAUGUUUCAGGAAAAACACCAGAUCAUUUAUGUCUAAUUUUAUAACUACAAAGUAAAAAAAGCACGCUAUCACAAAAGACUUUAAAAUCCUUUUCACACUUUGAAAGUCUGUUUUACAAAUUCUUAAAUUUAAAAGUCAUGAAUAAAAUAUAGUUCACCAAUUUUAUAUUCCUAGAUAGCAGAUCAAAAAAAUGGUACAUUUGGUAAUGUUCCACACUGUACAUGAUUAUUAUAAAUACCUUGUUUUUUUAUAGUACUGCUCAUGUUAAAAGUGUUUUUAUUUUAUUUACAUUAUAAAUUUUAAAAUUCGUUCAUCAGAAAGGAGAGAAAAAGAAGCUAUUUAUCACAACAGGUGACUCAGAGGUAGGUUUUCUGUAGAAUGUAUUUGUUUUAUUAUGUUUUUGUACACUGCACAAUUUUUUUUGAAAAAGGGUACAGUGAUUAUAGCAGAGUUUGAUUUCUCUUUGAAAAUGCAUAAGUUUGAUGUCUCUAACGAAAUGUUAGCUAUCAAUUUUAUGUUUGAUGAGUCAAAAUUUGCUCUCCAUUUAAUUAUGUAAAUGUUUAGUGUUCAUUUAUAUAAGAUUAUGAUGUAACUAUCUAGCUUUGGUGAGUUUAAAUUUUUUUACUGAUACAGGAUUUAUUACAAAAACAUUUUAUUGAAGUUUAAAUCAAAUUUUUAAAAAUAAAUCAAUGGCGGAUUAUUUUUUUUUUCCUCUAUCCUCUACCAGGGUCUUAACGGAAUUUGCUUGUUUUUCUUGAGAACAACAUCCAAGGCUAUUACAACUGCCAACAUUGCUCAAGAAGUCAACUUUGGCACUAUGGACUGCACUGGUGGAAAAAUCUUGUCUGGAUUUGAAAAGCAUUUAUCAAAAAUCAUUUUGCCUUCACUCAAAUCCUUAGAGGUUGGUUAUUAUUUUAAUUUUAUUUUUUAGGGGAAAAAAAGUUAAUCACCUAUCAUAAUUUUGUUUUCCUUUAAUAAAUUAAUUAUUAUAAUUUAAACAUUUCCUACAUAGUGACAUCUGAAAUAAACAUUGAACCAGAAUCAGGAGUAAACAAAUAUUUUCCAACCUUAUUUUUGUUAUUUUCCUUCUUUUUUUUUUCCGGGUUAAAUCUACUCAAUCAGUUAUAAGCCUUAUUAAAAUAUAUUUGCAUCAUUUGUUUGGUUUAAGUGCUCACAUUGCUUAAAACAAUUUUUAACUAUGUUAUGGUGAAUUCUGAUGUUAGACAGAACAAACUCAUGAGCGUUUCAGGAGAAAGGAUUUAAUCUGCACGCAGUCUCCCAUGGAAUAGAAGCAGAAAAUAAUUUUAACAAUUUUAAAAUAUAUUACUUCUGAUAUACAUCUGUCUAUUACUGAAGAUAUUUUGGAAAGGUUUGAUAGGGAUCUAUUAAAUCUGGAUCACCUGAAAUUAAUUUCACAUUCUACAAUUUAGGCAUGGGGGACUCUCUCUAAAGAAAAUGGCACGAUUGCACAAGUGGAUGAGUUUCUGGAAAACAUGGAGAAGUUUAUAAGCAGCCUCAUGUCUGCUCUCAAGAACAUGGAAGGGCAAGUUACUCUCAAGGAAAAUGGGCACAGUACCAUUAUUGACCACAUCAAAACACCUGCUGACUAUCAGGACACAGGUCAGUAUUUCAUUUCACAUAUUUCCACGAAUGGGUCUACUAAAAUAUCAGUUGCUAAAAUUAAUGCAAAAUAAAAUAUUUUAGUAAUAAACUAACAGAAAUUUAUUUGGCAUACCUUGAAUUACACUUAUUUUAUCCUAAUAAAGCCAUAGUAUCUUCAUCAAAUUACACAUUGCUAAUUUGUAUACAUUAGUUUAAAAUAUGUCUUACUUGAAAAUGGGAAAUAUGAUUUAUUAGUAAUACACUGGACCCUUGAUAAAGCGCAGAAAUGGUUAUAAUGCAGGAUAAAUAAUGACUUCCCCCAAAAAAAUUUUGCUUUCUAAAAUAUGCAGAUUAGGAAGACCUGAGAAAUCAUUUAAUAUCAAAGGUCUGGUGUCAUUUUAGUUUAAUCAAAGGAUAGCAAUAAAUGUUAAAUAAGUAUCAUCCAAAUGGCAAGAAUUUACUCAUUUAUAACUAUUUUUUAGACUAUCAUUGAAAGGGAAGCAUAUUAUUAAACUAAAUUAUGACACAACAAUUUUUAAAAGGAAAUUAAAUAAUUGUAAAAUGACAUGCAUCAACAAAUCACAAAAGUCACUUAAUGAUUAUAUUUCAGCCAGCAACACUGAACACUUAGAAAAACUUGAAGAACUUCUGACAUUGUGGUUAAAGCAAAUUGAGCAAGUUCUAGCUGAGAGUGAGCAGAUGAGGAGGGAGGCAGAUGACAUCGGACCAACCGCAGAGCUAGCAUACUGGAAAACUAGAAUGGCAAAGUUUAACAAGUGAGAGAAUGUGUGGUCAUCAAAUUGAUCAACUUACAUAUUGUACUGCUCCUUUGGAAAUCACUGAUGAGCUAGACCAGUGGUUGGCAAAUAGCGGCUUGUGAGCCACAUGCGGCUCUUUAGCGCCCUGAGUGCGGCUCGCCAGUUGGCCAAAAAUGGGUUUUGACUCCAAAAAACAUGGUUCUUGACAGGUUCUUGAAAAGAAAUUUGGCUCUCAAACAUUUUUAAUCGUCCUGCUUCUGAUUUUUGGCUCUUUUGACCAAUGAGUCUGCUAACCACUGAACUAGACCAUUUUAUAAAGGCACAUAUAAGUAAUAAUUACAAUGCAGUCUUACGCUGGUUAUCUGGAUAGAGAAAAAAAUAUUGUUGGUCAGGCUUUCUUUAAAUAAAUGGUAUUAAUACUUAUCAUUUUCUGCUCCAUAUGAAGUCUUCUAGAACAAAUGAAAAGUCCAAGAGUUAAAGCAGUGGUUGGUGUGCUUCAAGUUUCAAAGUCAAAGACUCUCAAGAAGUGGAAAGACUUGGUGAGUACCAGGCCAUGAUUAUAAAGUAGUCAGACUGAUUUUAUAUUAUUUAAAGACAAUGUUUAUAAAAUUCUGAAUGUGUUAAAUUAACUCAGGGAGUCAAGAAAUUAAAACAGAACAUAUUCAUAAUUUUAAACAUUUUAUAAUGAAUUUUUUUUUGGCUUGGAGGCAUUGGAUAGAAAAACUUGACAGAGGGAAACCUUCACUUGGUUUAAAAUACCUAAUAAAAUGCCAGCUCAUAUUUAUUUAUUCUUUACUGUGACAAUAGUAUUGACAAGCAAUUAGGCUAUUAAUUAUUUAGUUUUUCAGCAAAGUAACGAUAUAAUUCCAGUGAAUUCCAUACAAACAUCUGCUGAAAUGUAGCACAUGAUUAUUACACUGAGGAAAGCAUGUUAGGUCUGCCAUCAGGAGCCAUGGAGUAAAUUUGUUGCUUUGAAAGGAACAAACUAGUCCAACUGCUCAAAUAGAUGGGGAGGGAAUAACUUGUUUAUACCUUUUUCUCAAUUACUAGUAGGCCUACAAAUAUAGAAAUUGGACCCAUAAAGUUUAUACUUUAAUGUAUGUAUUAAUUUCGUUUUCUCCCAAAGGAUGGUCGCAUAACAGAUGCAGCCAAUGAAGCCAAAGAUAAUGUCAAGUACCUGUACACCUUGGAGAAAUUCUUUGGGCCACUUGUUAAAUGUACACCGGUAAGUUAAACUUGUAUACAAUUGAAUAAUUGGAAUUUAAGCUUACCCCAGGCUUCUUCUUGGCUUGUUGCUGUUUUCACUCUCAAAAUAUUCGUUAAAAUCCCUUGUAAUUUACCACUCCAUCUGUCCCCAGGCAACUAUGGUGGAACACAUUCCUAGUCUGAUGAAUGCCAUCAGAAUGAUCUACAGCAUCUCACAGUAUUACAACACCUCAGAGAGGAUGACCUCACUCUUUGUUAAAGUUACCAAUCAGAUGAUAACCACCUGCAAGGCUUACAUUAUUCAAGGGGUCACCAAGGUCUGGGAGCAUCCAAAGUAAGUCUUUCUCAUCAGUGAAAUUCAUUAUGCAUAACAUUCAAGUUCAUAAUAUUCUAAAUUUAACUGUAUUCAGCAUUAAUUAAUUGAUAAAAUGAACAGUAAAGGUCGUAGGUUAUUUUUGUAAUGAUUCAUGUCUUUGACUCGAUAAUCAUGAUUCUUACAACUCUUUCUUAUUCCCCCUAACUUUUUGUAACUACUCAUCCUUAUAAUGUAGGACAGGUGAUAUUUCUUAUCACUCUAGAUAUUUUAUUUCUCAUUGCUCUAUGGCUAAUUAUCUUCAGUGUAUUUGUCUGGGUAAAUAAUAGAACUUAGAUUCCUUAUAGAUAUAUUUAGUACCCAUGACAUGUUUGAUGCAAAUGGACCAAUAACUGUUAUUCUGAUAUUGAAAUAUUAGUUAAUAAGAAUAGCAACUUUAUUUGCUGAAAUGAUUUCAAAAUGUUAUUGUGGACAGGGAGGAGCUCCUGAAGAGACUGGAUGAGUGCAUCCACCUUAACCAUGAACACCAGAGACACUUCCAGAAAACUAAGGAGAAACUCAAAGAGACACCCAGUGAGAGGCAGUUUGAGUUCAGGUAUAAUGAGAAGGAUUUAGAUCACUGUCACAUCUCUUUGUUUUAAAAUGUUUGAAGGAUAUUUCUAGAAUAUGACCAGAAAAUUAGAUUCAAUACAGAAAAUUAGAUUCAAUACAAAAAAAUCAGAUUCCUUUAUAAAAAUUUAAUUGGGCUACAGCUAUGCUGUAACAUUUACAACAUUUACACAUGUUUUAUAAGUUUGACAUGAUGCCCUAAGAAUUUAAACUUGAUCCUUAUAAUCUUCAGUGAGAACUACAUCUUUGGAAAGUUUGACACUUUUUGCAAGCGCCUUGAGAAGAUCAAAGAUAUGGUCAACACGAUGGAGCAGUUCUCUGGCUUACCCAAUAUCAAGAUUGAAGGCAUUGAUACCAUUGUGGUCAGAUAUAAAACUAUUGUGGAAACCACCAAGAAAAAGAGCUAUGACAUUCUUGACCACAGGAAAGGAGAUGUAAUAUAUUAUUUAAAUCAAUUUUUGUAAACACAACUUAAUCAGAUUUAUAUACCUAAAAAAAAGAAUGUUAAUAAUUUGUUUAAAAACUUUAAAAAAAAAAAAAAAUGCCCUUUAAACACCAUAAAUUAAAUUUAAUGUGACCUUACAUCUCUCUCCACUAAUUUCUGGUCGCCUCUCCAAAUGAUUUUAAAAAUAUUGGAAUAAGGGAUCCAUUUGCUUCAAUGUAACUAUGGUCACCUUAUUCAACCAAAUGUACCCACAUUUAAAUAUUUAAAAAAAAUUUGAACACAAGGUACAACUUUAGUAUAUUUCAGGCAUUAAUAUGAAUGGACAUUAUAUUAUGUCUUUAAAAAAUGUAUCUUUAUGAUAAUAUUUUACAUUUUAACUCACUUAUCAGUUUGACAAUGACUAUGUGGAGUUCAAGACACAGAUAGAGAAUUUACGCAGUUCCAUACAGGCCUUUAUGGACUCUUGGUUUGCUCGAUCACUCAGUGUAUGUAAACAUCUAUCAUUGUUGUUUGCCCUACUUCUGGUGAAUUAUAUAUCUAUUUAUUUUCCUUUUCUUACCCAAGGAUUAUAGCCCUUUGCACACAUCAUUACUUAUGAUUCAUCAACUUUGGUCAUGUUCAUUUUUCAACCUUACUCUUUGUUAAUGCUACUAAUCAGAUGCUGAUCUGCAUUACAUCAUUGUUUAUUUAUAUAGAAAGGAAGAGAUUAUAAAUAUAUUUUAAAUUAUAAUUCUCAUAAAAAUUAGCAUUUUCUUUUCUUCAUAGACUGAGAAGGCAUUGGAGUUGUUGGAUAAAUUUGAAGCUAUAAAUGCUGCACAAUUAGAUCUGACAGAAAAGUACAUGCGGGUGAUGACAGUCUACGGACGUGACCUUGAAUCCAUUCGUAAAGUGUAUCAGAAGCACAAGAGUGAUCCACAAAUUCCAAGAAACCUUCCAUCCAUUGCAGGAAAGAUUGCUUGGGCUCGACAGCUCUACAGGAAGAUAGAGGCACCCAUGAAGAUCUUCAAAAACAAACCUGAGAUUUUAAAGGUAGCUCAGAAAUUUAUGGAUAUUUAGUAAAAAAGUUUUUUACUGCGGUUCUUAAUUUUCGCAUUGAUAAUUAAUGAGAUUGUAAAGCUUUAACUAUCAUGAUUGCAGGGUUUCUUAAUGAGAACAAUGCCUCCACUUUGUAGAUGAAUAAAACUAUCAAAAGGCGUGAAAAUAAAAAAAUUAAAAAACCCUUAUAAUUUCCUUACCAGAGAAUUCCCUGCUCUAAUAAAACUUUAGUAUGGGAAAUGCAAAAUGAAUGGAAAGAGCCAAGAAACCAUUGAAGUCUUUUAUUGAAAAAGAUUGAGAAAUGUGUUACUCUUUUAAGUUUUGAGCUUAAAUCUUAAAACAGGGAAAGCCUAAAAACAAAAUCCAUUUUGAACUUAACCGAAUUAUCAGUAGUCAAGUCCUAUGAAUUAUGUGUUUGUUGACCAUACAUGUAAACUAUUGAUACCAAAAAACCAUACACAAAACACAUCAAAUAUCAAUGUUUUAUCUAGCUAUUCAAUAAGGAAAUGGACUUUCUUAAGUCGAGUUGUUCUUCUUUUCUCCAUCAGCAUCCAGAGUCAAAGAAAAUUAUCAGAAACUUUAACAAGAUGGCAGGUGUACUUAUGGAAUAUGAGGUACCGGUAACAUAAUGCAUUAUAAGUUUUGUGGAUUAACUUUAAGAAAGAGGAAUGGAAGUACUGUUGUUUUUGUUCAUUAUUUCACACAUACUACUUUAUUACUAUUAUUAUUAUUUGUCCUUUGCACGUGGAGAUGACAAAGGCAAUUAUUUUUAUUGCGUAGUUGCCUUGACUUGAGCUGUAUCUUGUUUUUGAAGUGAGGGAGAGUUGGUCCAUUGGGCAGCCUCACCCUCUCGUCCUUGCCUAUUUGAUCCAAUGGAAAGACGAUGUCCGGCUUGGUUCAUGUGUGUUUCGCUGUGCUCUUUGUGCGUUCCACAUCGCAGGAAUUUUCAGAAUUCUCACUUUGUCAAUAUCAUUCAGCCUGUGGGUUUGAUUUCAAAAUCUGUCUUCUCUCCUUCUCUUAGAGGUGUCACAAACCAGGGUUAUCAAGCUCCAUCCAACGAGAUGGGGCUCUGAGUUAUUUUUUGCUUGUCUAGACUUUUGCUGGGGAUUGAACUCCAGUCCACAAGCUUGAAAUUGACCCAGUACCCUUAAUUACUAAUAUAAUUAUUAUUAAUGUUUCCUUAAUGUUUGCACUUGUUCUUGUGAUGCGAAAAAGUGAGCUUCCACACUUGGGCUUUUUUUGGUUAGAGGAGCAUGUCCUAAGUUUUUGCAUUUUUUAUGGAAAAAAAUGGGUUUCCUUGAUGCCUGGGCUUUUCUUAUGUAAUAUUAAUAAAAUAUACUAUUAAAAGCAGAAUACUUUUCACGGGAAAGUUUAAAUAAUGUGAUGCAAAAGAUGCUAUCACAUGACUAGCAGUACUGAAAUCUAAUGAAUCUAUUAUCUUCUGAGAGAAGGUAAAUCAAUACACUCAUAUUAUUUAUGAUUACAGAUGCUGUACCACAGAGGGUGGUAUAGAGCAGUGGAAGCUGCCAAAUCUGGAUUGCAUGCCUCACUUCUGGUCAAACACCCAGAAACUGGAGAACUCUUUGUCAACUUUGACAUUCAGAUAAUGGAACUGAUCCAAGAGGCUAAGUGGCUCCAGGUAGACCUUAAGUUAAUUUGGUUGGAUAUCAUAUCUUGUUAAACACAAUAACUUAUUGCAGCUUCUUAUUGAUUCUCAAGAAAUUCUUUUACAUUAAAGGCCAUCCAUGUAUGAAGUCACCCAAUUUUGUCUAAUUUUGGACCCCCUACUCCCCUCACUGCCGCGUUAGUCUCAAAAUUUAGACACCCUCAACUUGUCACACAUUUGCAAUAUCCCCCCCCCCACCCCUCGAUGCAUGAGGUCACUUAAGAUGACACCUUAAAAACCAAUAAAGAUUUUAUUUAUGAGUCUUAAAAAAAUUAAUUUUGAUUGGUUAAAAUAAAAAAUUUUAAAUAUCAAUUUUGUAUAAUAACUUCUCGGCACCAACAAAUGUAAAGUUCAGCUAGUGUGUGAUGUAUUUUGUGUCAUUGAAAGUUAUUUAUUAACGAUAUCUUUAAAGGGAUUCUUGUAUAGAAUUUGUGGUUUUAUUUAUCUAGAUCAUGAACCUAGAUGUUCCUGAUGCUGCUAAAGAGCUGAUUGUCAAAGAAGAGAGCAUGAAACAAAACCAUGUUGCGUAAGUUUUCUAUUGAUGCUAUUUUACUUACCAGUAGAUUUGAUAAUUAAUAGCAAAAUCUACUAUUUCACAACUAUUUUAGAGAGAGAUAAAUAGCAGGGAUGCAGUUAAGGAAUAAUCACAAAAGAAAGACUAGAGUUGUAAAAAAAAAUUAUUAAUAAACUAUUAGAACCAUUGUCAUUGUAGACAUUUGAAAUUUCCCAAUGUUCUGCCGGCUCAUUUUUUCUCAGCCAUGUUGUCAAUGUGACAUUUUUAUCGCAGCUUAACAGAGAUGUUAGUAGAGUACCACCGCAUAUUACAGGCCAUUCCGACAGUGUUACUACCUUUGAUGAAACCCUUUAAGAAACGAGUUGAAGAAACUCUUAACCCAGGCAUCAGCUCCCUGACAUGGACAUCCCUAAAUGUGGACACUUGUAAGCUAAUAAAAUUCUAUUUAAAUAAAUACAUGAUUUGUUUGCUGGGUUACCUGAAGGCUGUAUUUGUUUUACUUCUUUAUUACAGCAUUUAUGCGUUGUUCCAUGUUUUCAAUACAAUGGCAACUUGACCAAGUUAUUUUUUACUUUGCUUUAGAGGCUUGUCUGAAGAAGUGGUUUGAACCCACCCCAGACAGUGAACAUACAUAUAUGUAUGUGUAAUCCAGUCACCCAAUAAAUUAAAAUCACAAUUUUUAUAGUUUAGUAGGGGGGUUUCCUAUAGCAUUUUUCAUAUGAAUUUAUGUAAAAAAUUUCUAACAUCUAAUCUGACUUCACUGUGCUUUUAACUUCACCAAGCUGUUUUCUUUUAGUUAGCAUUCAAAGCAAACACAAAUGAUGUAUUAUCUCACUACAGACAUAAAUGGCAUCUAUGCUUCAAUGAAAGAGCUGGACAAAUUAUCAAAGACACUACAAGACAUCCUUGACUGCAGAAUUGAGGCUGUGCUAGAUGAUAUGUCGGUGACAGCACUCUGUGAUCUUCCUGAAGAUGAACCAGUCACUGCUGACAAGUUCCUGCAACUGACCACUGACAUUGUGGCUUCUGCUUCAGAGUCUUUAGCUACGUAAGUCUGCAAUUUAUUUAGUCUACCAAUAGAUAAAUUAAUAUUCUACAAAACAUGUAGAUGUACUGAACAGUUGGUUAAGAUUUUAUAUUUAUAAUCAAAUCUAUAAAUAGUACAAUCCUGGUCAACAAAGCAAGAUAAAAAUUUAUUAAGUUGUAGGAGAGUUUUUUUAUAUUUAGGACUUUAACUUUUAUUCAUUUAUGUACACUUUAUUUUAAUACUAAGUUAUAUUAAUAUGAAUUUUAACUCUUUUCUUUCAAAACUAUACAUUUUGAAAAUUUAUUAUGAUGCAAUGUCUCUUUUUUUUUUUACAGUCAAAGCCAGCUGGCAGAGAAGGCAGUCAAUGAGCUCGUGGACACUCUGCGGUCGAGGCUAACCCCUGAAGAGCGUGUUGGGAUUUCUGCUGAAGAAGGUUAUGCCUGUGCGCACCCAGACACAAAAAACAAGAAGACUAGAUGCCAAGAAUGCCAGCCUUGCUGUUACUACAGUCUGCUAAACUACUUCACUCAAAGAAACACAGAGGCUUUGGUCAAAUGUGAGUGUAGAAUAUUUUAUCAAUACCGAAGACUUAAUUUAACCAUUUGUUCCACAUCAUUAAUUUUGUUUAGAGAUCACAAUUUUAUCUUUGAGAAUUGAUGGGAAAUGAAAAACAUAUGAUUUCUAAUUGGAUCAUUGUGAGUCCACAUUUUGAUUAGUUUUGAGUGUGAGGGAGGGAAUCAUAUCUUCAAGGCAUAAAUAGGUCUAGAUAUAGCAGAGAUUUCCAAGUAAGUUUCUAAACCUGAUACAUAUCCCACAUAACUCUUAACCAGGUUAAUCACAAGAUAACAAUUAUUACAGGUUUUUAAAAAAAAGGCAAUUUUCUUCUGUUUACUAAACCUGAUACAUAUCCCACAUAACUCUUAACCAGGUUAAUCACAAGAUAACAAUUAUUACAGGUUUUUAAAAAAAAAGGCAAUUUUCUUCUGUUUACUUAUCACUUAAUUCUUUUUAGCAAUAAUCUGCGUGUGAUAUUAUGCUGUUGUUAUGAACAAAGCUGCUUUAAGCGUAAUAAAAAAAAAUAGAAAUUCUACAUUUUUUUAAAAAUAAUAUGAAUUUAUUUUUUUUGUUUCAAUCUUAAAUAUUUCAAAAGAAAACACUUAAAAAUUAUACAUGUCUAUAAUCAUCAGGCACUCGGCUGACAUUAGAUGCCAUCAAACGCCGCCUGCAGUCUAACCGCUACAUCAUUGGGGAUGAGUACAGAGAAGAGCUCAAGCCACCAUUGUUUAAGGUGGAUGUUGUUUUGGAGAUUCCAAAUGUGAUGAUAAGACCAAAUCUGGAUGAUCUACAGCAUGCACUCUCCAAAGGUGUUCAAAUCAUACUUAAGGCUUCAGAGACGAUGAAUAUUUGGGAACAUCAGAUUCUUCAUCAGAGACAGCUACAGAAGGUAAUGAUUUUGGUUAUUUAACUAUUUAAAUCUGUUUAAAAAUUGUUUAAAGUAAAUUCUUAUGAAGAUAUUUUUUAUCUUGUAGUUAACCCCAUUUUUAUUAGUCUUUAACCUUUCACCAUGUCCAGCUAAAAUCCAAUACAUAACAUAGGCAGGUAAGCCUUAAUUCUUUUUUAAUACUUGACUUCUAUUUACAUUAGGAGUUGGAGCUUCUUGCUCAAGAGGAGAAAGAUGAAGGUGCUAAAAUCAUGCCAGCUUCCACCCAGGCUAAACCACUCCAUAAGGUAUAUUGACUUGGUUUUUAUUACAAUUUUGGUCUAAAAAAUUUAUUGACUUAUGCUAUUUGGGGGUGUUAAACAAUUCACCUACUCAAAUGCCAGGUACCGUGUUCUUAUUUUAUAUCUAAGGCUAAAUCAUUGUUGUCAUAAAGUUAUAACUGUUAUCCUUUUAAGUUGAAACUUGUUUAAAAUGAAAACUUGGUAACAUUAUUUUUUGUCAUUUAGGAACUUUGAUUGUAUUUGAGAAAAGCUGAUUGGAUAAGGGAUUACUUAGUCAUGAAUGAAUCCAUCCACCCAUUGACUAAACUCUCAUUUUAUUUCUACAUCAGGUCAUAAGUGAGCACAAAGAUAUUGUGAAAAUUGUCAUACAGCUCAACUCUAUUAUAAGUACCUUCAAGGGAGAUGUACAAGAAUCAUUGGAAAACUUUACUGGAUACUCAGAGUUGUGGAUACAGGUGACAUUAUCCUUUCAUUGGAGCAUUUAUUAACAUUUCUAUGUUCCCCCUUUGAUUGCAAUUUUUAGUACAGGUUACAGUAAUCAUAGGUUUCUUCUCAACACUCAUCAAAUUUUAGGAUUUUAAAUAUAAAAUGUCAUUCCCAUUGAUUUCUCAAAUUAAUAACUAAAUGCAAUUUAUAAUUGUUCCUUUCAGGAGGUAGAAGUUAAAGUGAAGCAGUUUAUGAGCAAUAAUCCAAUUAUGUCAGAGAUAGAGGCUCAAAUUCGAUACUAUCAGGUUUGUGCUAACAUUUAGAAUUAUAAUGAGUAAUUUUCAAUUAAGCUUUGAUUGAUAUUGACAUGGUUCCAAAAUAAAUAAAUAAACUUAAAAAAAAAACAUGUUUUAGUCUGAUUUUUAUAAUUCAAGUUUCACAAAAGACAAAUAAAUUAAGCCCAGUUUUUUAAAAUAUUAAAAAAAAAACAAAACAAAAACUUAGUAUUUAAUUUUGAAAAAAAAUUUCAAAUUUUUUUGUCAAUUAGAAUUUGGAGAUGAGCAUUGAAGAAAUAGUUCCUUCCUUCAGAGUGGGUUCAGUUAUAUUUAUCACAGAACAGCUGAAAAUGGCAUUAAUUACUGAGACCAGAAACUGGAAAAUGUCAUAUGCCAAGGCCCUAAAUGAAAAGUGUGGCAGAGAGAUGGACUCAAUGACUGAAUUUAUUGACAGUCUGAUGAAACGCUUAUCUCGGCCAAUCAAAGAUCUGGAUGAUGUACGUGCUGCCAUGGCAGGGCUGAAUGAGAUAAGAGAAAAUGAAAUACGUAUUGAUAUGACAAUCACUCCAAUAGAGGAGACGUAUGCAUUACUACACAAAUACAACAUAUCUUUUAAUGAUGGCAAUGCCGAGAGGGUGGAUACACUGUCAUAUGGAUGGAAAAAACUCACCACACAGGUAAGAGGAAAUAUUGUGUUUUUAUUUAUUUAUUAAAUAAAUCUCAAAUAAAAUAAAUAACUGUUGUCAAUGACUAAAAAAAUAUAUAUUCAUCUCAUUAUAUAAAGUUUUAAAUUAUUGGUGAUUAAAUUUCUGAAUAUUUGUUUGAGACAGUUUUGAUAUAAAAUGGGGAAGGUUCCAGGAUAGUAGGGCAUAAUAAUAGUUUUUGUAUUGAUGUUUGCUAAAAGUGCAUCUUGUAAAAUAAAGAAAUUUGAAAAGAAACGCUAAGAAAUUACAGUUUAAUAAUGUAAAACAUUUACUAUACAAAGCAAAUUGGCUAAUAAUUAUUUGUUAUAAAACUUCUGCAUGGAAUUUGUAACCCAGUCUCCUUGUGGUGAUUCUAAAUCAUAACUGUGUGCCGUGACUAUUAACAUUUCUGAUGAAGAUCAACUUUAGAUGUUCCAUGCUUUUAUCUCAUCCACUGAAUGUUCAAAGCUUGGUUAUUCUAUGACAUUACUUUGAAACCAAGGGUAAUGCUGAUGAUCAGUUGGCAUAGAAUCAGUUGAUUAGUGUUUUAGUUUGUUUGAAAUGUGACUUUUAUAGUAUAGCUUCACUUACCCUCAGCUGCUUUACAUUGCAAUUAAUGUUAUAGAGGAUUCAUGUAAUUCCUUAACUUUUUAGCAAAAAUUGAGAAAAUUUAGCAUAAAGAGAAUCUGAAAAAGAGGAAUUUAAAAAAAAAGAAUUCAAUAUAUUUGAAUAUUUAUAAAAAUCAUUUGAACGCACUCAAUUUUCAAAUAUUCAGUAUAGUUUUUAACAUAUUAAAUGUAAAGUCAAAUUUAGCAUUGCCCUUGAAAAUAUCACAAUAUUUCACUAGGUGAUAUUUGACUUGGAUCAUGAAUUAAGGUAACUUUACCCAAAUGGGUAAUUUCAGCUUCAUGUUUAUUUAAAUAUUUUAUUGAUCAUUAUUAUGUUUUAUAUUUUUAGGAAUAAGUCAGCUAGUAGCCUUUGUAGAGGGGCAUUAGAAAGCUUUAGAUUUUAAUCUUUUUUUUUUUUUUUUUUUUUUUUUUUUUUUUUUUUUUUUUUUUUUUUUUUUUUUUUUUUUUUUAAUUUUUUUUUUUUUAUUUUUUUUUUUUUUUUUUUUUUUUUUUUUUUUUUUUUUUUUUUUUUUUUUUUUUUUUUUGUUGUUGCUUUGAGUAAAAGAUUUAUUUGCUAAAUAUUCAGCACACAGUUUAAUAAACAUGAAAUCUUCCAAAUGAGAUAUACAGCUUGCCAAUAAAAAACAACAAAAAAACAAAUAACUUUCCAACAGAUAGGAUAAAAAUAUCCAGCUCUAAAUAACAUUACUGACUAUAAUUUAUGGAUUAUUUUGCUAUGUGUUACAAAUAAAAACAUUUAAAAAAAAAAAAAGUUUAGAGCAUCUAAAAAGCAUAUUUAUCUGCAGGUGGGCCAAACAAGAAGAUAACCUAAAAAAGGUUGAAUCAAAGUUUCCAAAAAUUAAAUAUUGUUAUUUUGAAGAAAAAAAAUUUGAACCUCCCUUAUAUAAUAAAUAAACAUUUGUUUUCAGACAUACUCUGAUAAUUUUUUCUGUGCCUACAAUACUGCUUUACAAAUCUGAAAUUCUAUGUUUAUAAAUAACUACAUUUAAUUGUAUCUUUUCAGGGAAGUAAUAUAAAAUCUACUUCUUCAUUUUAAAUAAUUUCCUUACAUUAAUAUAAAAUCUACUUCUUCAUUUUAAAUAAUUUCCUUACAUUAAGGUCUACACCUAUUAACAAAACUUGAGUUACUAAAACUCUCAUAGUCACCCAUUUAAAAAAGCACACUUUCCUUUUAAUGCAUAUAUUUUUUAAACUUUAAAAUAACAGACAUAAGAAUUUAUAAAAUUAUUGAAGAAAUGACUUUUAUGAAGGGCCCUUUUGCUUUUUUAAAAAAAUCUGCUGUGAUUUGUUCAAGUUCUUUAUAAAAUUGUCAGCUGUGAUUUCAUGUUCUUGCUUAUUAUUCAAAAAUUAGAUGACAUUAUGUAGUCAUUAUUUCAAUAUAAGAAUUGAAAAAAUAUAUUUAUGAAAUGGUUAAAAUAUACUUAAGAAAAAUUUUGUCUUGCAUCAUGCAGCAAUCAUAAAAUACUAUUUUUUAAAAUUAUCAGUUUUAUUUCCUUACACAUUUUUUAUGUAUUGCUAACACAAAGAAUUGCUUGAAUUAAUUUUUGAAAUGCACUGAAAUGCUUUUCUACUUCUUCUUCAAUUUAAUGCAACAAUUCAUUCCUUAUUUUUAAAAAUCAAAAAAACUAAUUUAAUUUAUAAUUUAACAGGAAAAUCGUAUUUACUGAACUCAAAUGUUAAAAACAUUUCAUUAAAGUUCAUGUGGUAUUGUGUGAUUUACAGAUUGACUAUGUUUUAUAAAUAACAAUAUUUACAUAUUAUUAUUGUCUCAGCUUAUAAAAUGUAUACAAUGAAUUAAGCAUUUAUUUUUAUUAUAAAUCCAGUUUGUUCUCAACAUUAUUAAUAGUUUCAUGAUCUUCCGUGAAAAAUAGUUUUACAUUUUUAUAAAAAUAAUUGUUUCAGGCCACCACAAUGCAAGAACAUCUUCUUCAGAUUCAGCCAACUUUCAAGGCUGAUCUGCUGGCAGGAGUUGAGCAGUUUGUUCAGGCCAACAAUGAGUUUGCAGCUUCUUAUGACACUUCGUAAGUUGAUGAAUUAUUGUUUUGUUAUUGAUUUAAACAAGACCAUGCAGGAUCAUGAACUAGAUAUUUUGUAUGUCAUUUCUUGGAUUGCAAAUAGAUUUGUGGGUUUUUUAUUUUGCACUGCAAUUAAUUUUUUUUUUCAAAUAAUGAAUAUAUAUACAUAUUUUGUAUGUGGGAGUCAGUUUAGAAAAAUGAAAAUAACUGUAUUUAUUGGCGUAUAAAACGCACUUUUUCUCCCUGAAAUUAUGGGGCAAAUGAUGUGUGAGUGUUAUACGCCGAUCAAUGUUCCCUCUAGGGUUUGUUGGUUCGUGUGCAAAAUCUUACAGUUGUGUGCAAAGUUUUACAGCUUCAAUUUUUUUGUGCGCAAAAUUUCACUGCCCAUUCACUUGCAUGGAAAUUUGCUGCGCGGUACUCAAAACUGCUGCGCAGAGUCUGUGAGAUAGCUGCGCGGCGGCGCAGCUUAAAAGGAACAUUGACACCGAUAUAAUGUUAAGUUUUUUUUUCCUGAAAUUUCCCUCUUAAAAUGAGGUGCUUGUUAUAUGCCGGUGCGUGUUAUACGCCGAUAAAAACAGUAGUUACUUAAAUAAGGUCUGAAUUUUUCUAUCUUAAAUAAAAGUCUCAUUAUUGCUGUCCUAAAAGUCUGAUAGCCGUUGAAUAUAGACCCUUUAACAAUAGCUGUUGAAUAUAGACCCUUUAACAAUAGCUGUUGAAUAUAGACCCUUUAACAAUAGCUGUUGAAUAUAGACCCUUUAACAAUAGCUGUUGAAUAUAGACCCUUUAACAAUAGCCAUUGAAUAUAGACCAUUUAACAAUAGCUGUUGAAUAUAGACCCUUUAACAAUAGCUGUUGAAUAUAGACCCUUUAACAAUAGCUGUUGAAUAUAGACCCUUUAACAAUAGCUGUUGAAUAUAGACAUUUAAACAGAAAUCACAUUAAACCAAAAACCAUAUCAAUGUAUUCAUGUCAUGUAUUUAAUCUUUCAGUGGGCCAAUGGUAGAUGGCAUUCCCCCAAGAGAGGCAUCAGAUAGACUCACCAUCUAUCAGGCCAAGUUUGAUGAGCUUUGGCGUAAGUACACAACAUAUUCUGGGGGUGAGGAGCUGUUUGGCCUUCCAGUCACAGACUAUCCUGACCUGAUGCGUAUUAAGAAAGAGCUGAACUUGCUCCAGAAACUCUACCAACUUUACAAUGCUGUGCUAGAGAAUGUCAAUGGCUAUUAUGACAUCCCAUGGUCUGAUAUCAAUAUUGAAAAGAUCAACUCUGAGCUGCUGGAUUUUCAGAACAGGUAACAGAAAUCAUUUUAUUAUUUCUUGAUUUACGUUGUGCUCUAGUACCAGCUGAGCAAGAAACUAUCAAACAAUACUGCAUUUUACAAGAUUUCAUAAUGACAUUAUUGUCUCUUAAUGUUUCAGUAAAAUGAUAUUCAAAUACUUUGUGCAAGAAAGUGGAAGUAAUCAUAAUUGAAAAAUGUUUUGAUAUUACUUAGAGUUGUGAUGACCACUCAAGCUUAAAGUUCUAUAUAUCGAAGAAAAAUUUUGUUUUUGAUUUGCAAUUUUUAGUUUCUUAUUUGGUAAUUAUCCAUUAAAUUCUUGAUGAUCAUUUUCUAGCUCAAAUAACUAAACAAAUUUAAAAUGAGAAAUUAAACACUAGUUCAUUUGACAAAUUUCUUAUCAGGCAUGGUCAUUUGAAAGUUUAUUUUAUUUUGAUUUUGAAAGGUGCCGCAAGCUUCCCAAAGCUCUGAAAGAAUGGCAGGCAUAUGAAGAUCUUCGUAAAACAAUUGAUGACUUUAAUGAGACAUGCCCUCUGUUAGAAAUGAUGUCCAAUAAGGCAAUGCAACAGCGGCAUUGGGAGAGAAUAGCUCAGAUCACCGGCCAUUCAUUUGAUGUGGAGUCUGAGAGCUUCCUGCUCCGAAAUCUGAUGGAAGCUCCGCUUCUGAAAUACAAAGAGGAUAUUGAGGUAAAUAUGAGAUCCUUUAUUUCUGCAUAAUGUUUCUCUAACAUAUUUGCAUUUAGCAUCUUUGUAUUAAAAGACCUAAUAAUUUUUAAUAAAUUUUCUUACAUUGUAAUUAUCAGAUUAUAAAUAGUACCAUUUUCAGGAGAGGAAAAACAAACUUUUUAGUUAAUAAAUAAAUAAAUUUUGUGUGUCCAUUUUGCAUCUAUGGCUUUCUUGCAUACAGUUUGAGGUACACAUUUUUAUAAGGUUUCAAUAAAAUGUCUUAAGUCUGGGGGCAGAGACUUGCAGAUUCAGGAAAUGCUGGCAAUACAUGUCAAUUGACAGAUCUUGUUGUUGUCCUCAGGAUAUUUGCAUAUCAGCUGUUAAAGAGAAGGACAUAGAGGCUAAGCUGAAGCAAGUCAUCAAUGACUGGAGCGCUCAGUCAUUCCAAUUUGGUAACUUCAAAGCUAGAGGAGAACUUCUGCUCAAAGGUGUGUUGGAUCAUGUUUCUGGUCGUAGGAAGUACAAUAGAGCAUUUAAUGCUAAUUAUUCCAAACAUUGGUUUACAUAACUGCGCCUGUCUUCUUUUUAUUCUUAUCAUUAUUAUUAUAUACAAUAAUGACCGUGGCAUGUAGCAUUUUCUGGAUAACAAUUUGUACUCCUCCCACAAUCCAGGUAAAAUUUCAAUACCUGUUUUACAUGCAGUGACUAGACUGGGAUAAUAGGAUCUACAAACUUAUUAAUAAUAAAUGUCACAGAAUACACCGCCUGCAAAACAGUGGGACCUUGGAUUGUAUUCUAAGCUGCAGUCAUCUAUUUUUGGAAAGAACAUCUUUUUGCACACACAAAAAAUCCACUCCUCACCAGUUUUUGAUAUCAAUGAGCUCACCCCUCCAAGUACACCAUUGAUUAUUACUAUACAUAAUGCACUCUACCAUAAAGCACUAUACGCCAUAAGAGUAUACAUUUAGAAUACAUUGUAUUCUAUGCACUAACUUUGAUAACCCCCUCAUUUCCAUGGGAGAGUUCGUAUCUGAAAAAUGUGCUAUUAGAAACACACCCGUCUCAAUUUGUUUGGAAAAUUGAUGCUCUAAUGUGUAUAAAUUACUUUAAAAUUGUUUUGGCAAUUAACAUCUUACUUUAUCAGCUAACAGUUUUGUUUUAAAAAGUAAUUUGAAAUUGAAACUACUAAUAUAAUUAUUGUUAUAUAAAUUAUGUAUAUUUAAGAAAACAAUUUUCCUGCUCUCAGGAACUUAUCAAUUAAAUGGUAAUAAAUAAUACUAAUUGAAAUAUUUUAUUUUGUCUAGCACAUGUUAAUUUUUUUUGCUUUUAAGAGUAUACUGUAAAGCUGUGUCUUGAAAAAUGUGUUGUAUUUCUUUUGAUAGGUGAUGCUACUUCUGAGACAGUGGCAUUGAUGGAAGACAGCUUGAUGGUCUUGGGAGCACUUCUCAGUAACAGGUUAGUUAACAAUUAAUUGGACAGUAUAACAUUAUUAUGAUAGUUUUAAUAAAACAAUAACAAGUAAAGAAACCUUUUAGUGAUCUAAGUUGUGAUCUAAGUUUUGUAAAAAGUAGAAAAAAUCAAAGCUAACAACUGUGGUCAAUGUCUGUAACAAAUCAAAGAAUAUGAUAUAACAAUUGUCAACUGUUCACUGCAAGAAUUUCUUGCAAAGAAGUGUGUGACAGUAAUCAUGUGUUCUGACUGAACUUAGUGGUCAACAAAUGACCUGAUUGUCCUGUGUUGUUGUCAUGUUGACUGAAUGGACUUGGUGAGUUGUUUUCAUGAGUGUCUAAGCUUAAAUGUGUGAAUAUUGGAUUGAUAACUGGAGUGGGUGGUCAUGUGAUGUGGUGUAUGAAAAGACUGGAAGAUGAGUAUAAUACAGUCAGUUAUGACACAGGCCACAGCCUUGUGUGUUCAUAUUUAUUACACUUUUAAAAACUGAUGCUUUUUAAAAGAAAAUAAGUAAUUAGCUAGUUAUAUAAUUAUCAAUAUAUACAAAGGUAGACAGAUUUGAAAAAAAAUAAAAAUAACACUGAACUAUUAAAAGAUUUAUGAGACAUUUGUACAUGAAGGCCUGUAGAAGGGUAAUGGCAGAGUACAUAUGUUAAUUAAUCCAACAAACACCCAUCUAUCAAAUUAUGUCAACAACACUAAGGUGGUAUCAUUUUUUAUUAUUCAUUAGUAAACUGUGUUUCAAUCCAGGUACAAUGCUCCAUUCAAACCCAAAAUUCAAGAAUGGGUCCAGAAGUUGACAGGUACAACAGAAAUUAUUGAGAACUGGCUGAUUGUACAAAAUUUAUGGAUCUACCUAGAGGCUGUUUUUGUUGGAGGUGAUAUUGCAAAACAGCUGCCCCAGGUCAGUUGUAAAACUGUUUUGGUAAUUUAGCUUAAAAAAAUGUAUUAAUCACGGCUAUUUUAUUUGAUGAGGGUCUCUUGUAACUUUUACUUGCAUUCAAGAUAUUAUAUAUGAAUAUCAAUAUUGUAAUUAUUAAAAAAUGUAAAAACUAUGAAAAUAUUUGUGUUUAAAUUUAAUUGAAAAAAACAUUAUUUGUUUAAUAGGUUAAUAAUUACAAAAUUAACAAGCAGUUUUUAACAAUUUCUUAACUUGAAUAAAUACAGCAUUUAUUUUCUUAAUUUAAAGAGCUAAAUCUCAUUUAAUUCAGUGCUUCAUUUAGUCUUAAUUCAACUAGUAAAAAUUUGUUUCAAUAAGCUAAGAAUUAAAUAGGAUAAUUUGAAUGCAAAAGCUAACAGCUAAUUAGAAACUAAUUUAGCAACUACUCUACUUGAUUAAUUUACUACUAAGGCAUAACUGGGGGGGGGGGGGGGGGGGGGGGGGGGGGGGGGGAGAGGGGGCAAUUUUUUUUACAUUGGGUCUGAGUAAUUUGAGAAAAUACCCAGUGGGUGCAAGUCUUACAAAAAAAGAGUUAAUUUCUCAUUUUCCAUAAUAUAUGUCGGCCCAUAAGCAAUAGGCAUGCAAAUAGUCCUACACCGUAAUUGCCAGACUUUAAACAAUAGGCCUACAGACAGUCCUACAGACAGUUCUAUAAAUAGUCCUACAGACAGUCCUUACUACAAACCCAUUGCUCUUUGAUUAAUAUAAUAGUUGCCUCCGAAAAAAUUAAUCUUUUUUUUACCUUGGUUCAACCAUCAUGCAUGAUGCUUGCUGCUUGAGAGCUUUUUUGUGUUUUCACUAUGAAACAAGGGGGCCGGUUGUGAAAAGCAAGCACCACUCUAGAAGCAAAAUGUAUACUAGAGAUUCUGUCAAGUUAAAAAGUUACAUUUUUGUAAUAAUUGUUUUAAGUUGUUAUGCAUUUUUAAAAAUGUAAUCUUUAUAACUGUUGCUUUGAUCAAUGAUAAAAGCCAUGGUAUAGGGUAAGUGAUUAAACAGCAUUCCAUGUUCAGUACUCUGUUUUAUCUCACAGGUAAACACAAUGCCAUUUCCAUUUUUGGAUGCUCCUCAUGAAAAGAAAUUUCACAAUCACAGUUUCACUUGAAAAUAUUUUUCACAUUCACACUUUUAAUAUUGAUAUUCAACUGCUCUUAUCACAUUGAUGCAGUUUUAUAAGAUUCUUAACAAUGAUUAUGUUUUACAAUACGUCAUGGGUUUUUCAACAUAAUAACUGUUUUAAAGAUAAGCAGCAUCCAUAAAAUAGUUAUUUCCAUUUAGAUAGAUUGAUUUCAUAAAAUAUCCAAAUUACUUGAGUUAGAAUUUUAAUUUUAAAAGAAAUGUCCAUUGAUUUUUAUUCUUUUGUUUAAAUCUUGCAACACACUAAACUAUAAACCUUUUGAAUAAACACAUUUUUUUCAUGACACACUGGUUGAAAAUCACUGCUUUACAUUAGUAUGAAGCAUAAGUUAUGGCCUACGUCUUUCUUAAAUUAUUAUCAUCAUUUAAUCUUUUAAAAUAACAUAUCUUUAGUGAAAAUUAAAAAAAAAAAUCGAAAUACCUAUUGCCCAUCUCCUUUAUUAGUCUCCUUGCCAUAAAUGGACUACUUGUUUAAAUUUUUCAGGAAUCGGUGGUGUAGGAAGGGGGUUGCGGAAAGGGUGGUUUGCUCCGGACAGCUCUUUUUUUGUAAUAUGGAGGGGCGGCAGAGUUUUUUAUGGAAGGGUGAAGGGGGACAAUAAUCUUGGCCUGUCCCAGGUGGCACUAACCUUGGCUAUGCCACUGCAAGGAAUGGUGAACUAAAGUAACUUAACUUUGUCUCAGAAAAAUCACAUUUUGUGUUUGCAUAGGACUAAAAUUUCACUAUUUCUAAACAUGGGAUCAACUGAAAUCUGCUGUACUUUCACACUGAUGCAAAUUGUAUCAAUAGGUUUGUGAAAAUGUGCUAAUUACAAUGUAGUUAUCAUUUAUUUAUCAUGUUACUUUACAAUUCAUGCAUGGCAAUCAUUUUUCAUCAGGACUGAUGAGUCAGACCAUUUGGACCAGUCUCAGAAUCAGUCGGAGCUUAACAAAUUUCUGUGAUUUAAAACUAUUCCACAUAAUAUAUUUUCAGAAUAGGAGGAAAAAAACAAAAUGAACACAAAUAAAAAAUAGAUGGAAUGGUUUCAUAUGCAAGAGUUUGAGUUACAGGGCUAUAAGACUAGGCCUAUGUAAUUUUAAAAAUAACUUUUCCCCCAAAAUGUGAAAUGAAAAAAUUAAUGUAUUUAAGAAAAUCAUUAUAUUCAAUAAAUAAAAAUAUUCCAUAUGACACCACAUAAUAUUUUUUUGACCCAUUUUUUUGUAUAUAACAGUGAUAUAUUUAUUUUUGGCAUAAAAUUUCAGGAAGCUAAAAGGUUUAGCAACAUUGACAAAUCUUGGCAGAAAAUUAUGCAACGUGCCCAUGAGAAUUCCAAUGUUGUUGGCUGCUGUGUGGGCGAUGACACACUGGGCCAGUUACUGCCUCAUCUGCUUGAACAACUGGAGAUCUGCCAAAAGUCACUCACUGGCUACCUGGAGAAGAAGCGGCUGCUAUUCCCCAGAUUUUUCUUUGUGUCUGACCCUGCACUUUUAGAAAUUCUAGGUCAAGCCAGUGAUUCACACACAAUUCAGGUAUGAUUAUGGCAAAUGACACCAAUGGUGAAAGAUAAUUGAUAGAUAGGCAGUAGGCCAUGAAAGCUUGCUCUUACCUCUGAGUUUUUAUGGGCUGAGCCAAGAUGAUCUUUGGACAUGAGCAUUUAAAUUUUCUCAUUUAUAAGAGUUCUAAAUGCCAGAAGUAUCAACCAAAAAAGUUAUUUAUAAUCAGAAAGCCAUGAGAGCUGAAACAUUCAGAUUUUUUAAGAUAAUGAAUAACGAGCAUAUAAAAUGAUAGGCUGAAGAUAAAAAUGUGUUAGGAAAAUUUACUCAACCAAACUACUGCAAUUUCCAUUUAAUUAAAGAAAAGCCUGAGUGAUGAAAUUUAAAAUUAACUUACAUUAUUUUAUUAAAAAUUAACUCUUUUUAAAUACAUUUAAAAAAGGGUUUGUAAAACUUAUUUUGGGUCUUAAAAAAUGUGUAGUUUUAGAAGUAGGGCUGGACUAUGUUAGCUUAAAUUAAGGAUUACAAACUAGAUUGUAAUAUUUAGCUAGUGGACAAAAUAAUGUCCUAUUUCAUUUUUUUUUUUUCCUAAGAAUCACCUGUUGAGUGUUUUUGAUAACACUCGCCUUGUUACAUUUGAUGAGAAAGUCUAUGACAAAAUUCUGGCUAUCAACUCCCAGGAAGGGGAAAAAAUUGAUUUGAUAGAACCAGUUUUGGCUCAGGUAAGUGAAGGAUUACUCAAAAUUAUGCCAAUCAUAUAUUUCAUUUAGUUUAAACUUAAAUAUUAUUUUGCAUUUAAGAGAUUCCUUUCUUUGGUUUCAUUUAGAUAGAUGAUUGUAAAAUUAAGGAAUGUUAAAAGUCAUAUUAUUAUUAAUUCUUUGUCUCUAAUUUGCAAAGCUUCGCUGCAUUAUCUUUUGAAUGAGCUUUUUAAAUGUAUCUCUUUAACUAAUAAAAUGGGUAAUGUCCAUCUGCUUUAUUCUUUUUUCACAAUGUUUUUGAAAUGUCACAGGGCAAUGUUGAGCAAUGGCUUGGUGACUUAUUGAAAGGUUCACGCCGUGCAGUACAUGCAGCAAUCAAGAUGGCUGCCAUCUCCAUUCAAGAUUCUGGAUUCAAUCUCCUGGAAUUUGAGAACAAUUUUGCAUCUCAGGUAAGCCAGUAAAAAUGUAAUGAUCAGUUAAUUUUUUAAAUUACUAAAGGACAAACAGUUAAUGAAUGAGGAUGAUGACCUAAUGGAGGUUUGUCACAUGUACAAUUGUGCUUAAGUAAGAGAACCCACUACACUCUUAUCUCUACACCAUUCGGUAUAAAUAGCAAAACUAUUAUAUCAUUUAAUGUCUUCUAGAUUGGUCUUCUUGGGAUACAAAUGAUCUGGACCAGAGAUGCAGAGGAAGCACUGAACAAUGCCAGGACUGACAAGAAGGUCAUGGUCAACACCAACCAGAGGUUCCUGGACAUGCUGAAUCUUCUCAUUGAGCAAACAACCAAAGAUCUGACCAAGAUGGAGAGGACCAAAUAUGAGACUCUCAUCACCAUACAUGUGCACCAGAAGGACAUAUUUGAUGAUUUGGUAAUAAUUAUAAAAUAAAUUCAUUCAUUCAUGGCAAAAAUAAGUUCUUAAUAUGAGACUCUUAUCACCAUACAUGUGCACCAUAAGGCCUUAUGUUAUGAUUUGGUAAUUUUUAAUAAAUUCAUAAAUUAAUUUGUUCAUGGCAAAAAUUAGUUCAUAAAAUGACUCUCAUCCCCAUACAUUUGCACCAGAAGGACAUAUUUGAUGAUUUGGUAACUUUUAAUAAAUUCAUAAAUUCAUACAUUCAUGCAAAAAUUAUUUCAUAAAAAGACAACUCCAUCCUGCUGAUAAUGAAUGCACAUUCAAUGCAUUUAUUUAAAAUAUUUUUACCAAAAAGUUAUAGGUCCUAAAGUCCAUAGUAUCCACAAUACGUAUUUGGAGUAUUUUGUUAAAAUAAUGCAUUAUUUAAACAUAUUUUUUAAAAAAUAUAUAACUGUAGAAAUUUUAAUUAUCAUAUUUUAAAAACUUAUUCAUAUUUAGAAUGUUUAUUUUCUUCUGAAAAACCAUAAAUGGAAUUAAACCUACUAUUAUGCAGACUUUAAAAAAAAAGGAUUUAAAAAAAAAAUGGGUUUCUAUUUGUUAUAAAAAGAUUUUAAAACUAAAAAAAAAAUCAGGUCAAAGCAGGACAUGAAACAAAACAAAAAAACUUUUUAAUAAUGAAAUUUUAAAAUUUCCACCAGGUUCGUAUGCACAUCAAGUCAGUGAAUGAUUUUGAGUGGCUGAAACAGUCUCGGUUCUAUUAUAAGGAGGACAUUGACACCUGCAUUAUCUCUAUCACUGAUGUAGACUUCACCUACAUGAUGGAGUUCCUGGGUUGUACUGAUAGGCUUGUGAUUACUCCUCUGACUGACAGGUGAGUUUUACCUACCUGGUUGACAUGUUGAAUAUCUCACCUUAUUUCAUCUCUCGUUGAGAAUUCGGUCAUUAUUCUCCCGAUUGACAGUUAGCUAAAUCUCCAGCUUUUUCAUGUUAUCUCUGACUUACAUAUGUUUUUCAAGAGGAAAGUUUUUUGAGAGUAGAUUGAUCUGAUGUUAUUGAUUUACAUAUUUGAGAUUUAUAUAUUGUUUUUUUAAAAAUAAAAUUAAUGAAUGCACCCAAAUACAAAUAAUAGUAUAAUGUUUUUUUUUAGGGCUUUGUAUAAAAAAAAUUGGCAAAUGGAGAGACAUCUAUAGAUGUAUUUCAAUAAAAAUUAAUUCCACUUCAUAAUAAAUCAUUAAAAAAGUUGCAGAGAGCAAUGAAAUAGGAAUUUUUUUUACAUGGAAGUAAUUGUGAUAAUUUUGACUUAGGGUGAGCAUGGAACAAUUCAGGGGUCCUGAGAAUCGCAGAUUUAUAGUUCAGAUCUUAUAAUAACAAUCCUUGUGCAGGAAAGGGGAGCACAGUUGCAUAUUAUCUUCAUUUUCAUUAAAUUUCAUCAGAUGUUACAUCACUCUGGCCCAAGCAUUGGGCAUGGCACUUGGUGGUGCUCCUGCUGGCCCUGCCGGGACUGGUAAAACAGAAACCACAAAAGACAUGGGCAGAUGUCUCGGCAAGUAUGUCGUUGUCUUCAACUGUUCUGACCAGAUGGACUACAGAGGUCUGGGAAGAAUUUACAAAGGUAAUAAUUCAUUGUAGCUCUUAACAAUGGAUAGUAAUAUUGAAAAUUGGGUCAAAUGUGUACUAUAACAAAAUCAAGUAAUGCAUUAGAGUUUAAAUACAAAAUCAAAUAUUUAGAAAUUCUCCACGUAUUAAAAAUAUUCAUUAAUUUUUAAAAAACAUUAAUAUUUCAAAGUUAAUGAAUUGGUACGUUUUAGUAAUGAAUCAUUUUAACAAAUUUAAGCUGGUCAAUCAUUAUUGUUUAUCGUAUGAUUCUCCAUUAUCUAAAAGGUAUGAAUUCCAAAUUGUUUAGUAGGCAUGAUUACCAUAUUUUCCCUCGUCUUAGCAUAAACGUUUUCAAAAGUUUGAGUGUUAGUGUCUUUUACUGUUUUUGUCCUUCAGUUUAUUUGCGCCGCACAUUUUUUUCCUUCACUUUUUUUUCGCCCCCCCCCCCCCCCCCCCCCAAUCCAAAAUGCCAAAAAAUCUUAAUAGGACUAAAAUCUACAUAUGUCUACCAGUGACUUCUGUGUUUCAGGUCUGGCCCAGUCUGGUUCCUGGGGUUGUUUUGAUGAGUUUAACCGUAUUGAACUCCCAGUGCUGUCUGUGGCUGCACAGCAGAUUGCCAUUGUAUUACAGUGUAAGAAAGAGAGGAAGGUCCAGUUCAUCUUCACUGAUGGUGAUACAGUUGACAUGGACCCUGAGUUUGGCUUGUUCUUAACAAUGGUAGUAUAUUUUGUACACGUUAAAUUCAAAUAUAGUUAAAAUAGCAAAUUUUACAUUUUAAUGAACACCUGAGUUGUCAGAUAAUUUGAGGUAAUUAUUUAGAAUAUAUUAUAUGACAUUAAUAUGUUUCCUUUAAAAGCAUUGAAAAGAGGAUUUUAAUGAGCAUAAUUUUUUUCCACACAUCAAACAACUAAAGUUUUGCUGACCUAUUACAUAUUUCACAAUGACAGAUCGCAUAUAUUUGCAUUUUGUUUUUAACUUUUAUUUUUCACACCCUAGAAUCCUGGCUACGCCGGGCGUCAAGAGUUGCCAGAGAAUUUGAAAAUCAAUUUCCGAACUGUGGCCAUGAUGGUGCCUGACCGUGCCAUUAUCAUUCGAGUCAAACUGGCCAGUUGUGGUUUCUUACAAAACAUUGUCCUGGCCAAAAAGUUCUUUACCUUGUACAAACUUUGUGAGGAACAGCUGUCCAAGCAGGUCAUUUAUGUUUUUAUAUUGAUCAGUUUUAUUUUAUUGAAUUAAAAUAUUUUCCGAGUAUUGAUCCUAUCAACUAGAUUACUCACUUUAUAUUUUACAUAGUGGUUAUGGUACAAUGGCUUUGAGUCUAAAAAUAUUCUCAUUAAUAACUUCCUAGAGCUACAGCCUAAAAGCAAACAUGAUUUAAAAUGGGAAGUGCUGCUGUUAUAUUAACAAAUGGACCCUAGGGAAAGUAAAGACUUUGUAUUUAACUGCUUUGGAUUUCUUUUUGACCUCAUAAUCAAUUGAUUUCUACUGCUCAAUUCCUUUAGGUCCAUUAUGACUUUGGUUUACGUAAUAUCCUGUCUGUCCUGAGAACCCUGGGUGCAUUCAAACGAGCCAACCCAGAAGAUGGUGAGCCAAUGAUUGUAAUGCGUGUGCUCCGUGACAUGAACCUGUCCAAACUGGUAGAUGAGGAUGAGCCACUGUUCAUGUCACUUAUUGAGGAUCUCUUCCCAGGCAUGACUUUGGAUAAGGCAGGCUACCCUGACAUUGAAGCUGCCAUUGAACGCAAGGUUAGAACUCUAGCCAGUUACAAAGACUGACUUUUUCCACACAAAUGUUUGUAAAAUGAUAACCUGAAAAAUUGAGCAAUUAAAAUUUAUUUGAACAAUAAAAUAGCUGAAACAGGACAUUUAAUGAAUAGAAAUAAUUAUUUCUAAAAAUUAAAAUAUUUUAUUUGCCCUAUUUAAAUAAUUACUAUUUAAUUUUCAAAAUUGUUAUAAAUAAAUUAAGGGAGUUAGCAUUUGAAAAACAUUAGACAUUUUUACUUCAUAUUUAAAAGAGUUGUAAAAUUACAUUGCAUUAUAUAAAAAAUGCACAAUGCUUUGUUAGGUGACAGAUGCAGGACUGAUCAACCAUGGACCUUGGAUCCUGAAGCUGAUUCAGCUCUAUGAAACUCAGCGUGUUCGACACGGCAUGAUGACCCUAGGACCCAGUGGAGCAGGAAAGACUUGCUGUAUACAUACACUGAUGAAAGCCAUGACAGAAUGUGGGACUCCCCAUAAGGAGAUGAGGAUGAACCCCAAAGCCAUCACAGCACCUCAGAUGUUUGGUCGACUUGACGUCGCCACAAAUGAUUGGACAGAUGGCAUCUUCUCAACACUUUGGAGGAGAACACAUAAGACAAAGAAGGUUCAUGCUUUUUCAAAUAAUUCCUCUGUUGCAACAGACAAGUGGCUUGGUGGCAAAAGACACCCAUAAACCUAUCAAAACUGUUGGUUAAUAGUUGAGUAUUGUAUUUACCACCAUUUAAUUUUUUGCUAAAUGAUGGAACUUGAAUUCAAACAAUUUUACAUCAGCCUAAUAUUACCAUGAUUGUCUGCAGGGAGAACAUGUUUGGUUGGUUUUGGAUGGCCCCGUGGAUGCCAUUUGGAUUGAGAACUUAAACUCUGUACUUGAUGACAACAAAACCUUGACCUUGGCCAACGGCGACCGCAUUCCCAUGGCACCAAACUGCAAGAUCAUCUUUGAGGUUCACAACAUUGACAAUGCCUCUCCUGCCACUGUGUCACGAAAUGGGAUGGUCUUCAUGUCCAGCUCCAUCUUGGACUGGAAUCCCAUUCUGAAAGGUAGAGAUUGAAAGAAAAAUCUUGUCCUAUGAUUCUAUUGUUUAAAACAAUUGUUAUAUUCCAUCUACAUAUGUUCAAUUUGGAAUCUAAUAAUAACAGUUUUUAGUUGAAAGAAAACAGUUUAUAACAAGUAUUUUUGCGUGUUAAUUUUUUCAAUCUAGCAAUGAUUUAUACACAAUAUGUGAUCAUCAUUCAGAUAUAAAAAGACAUUUUAAGGAAAAUACAAAAAAUGCACAUCCAGCAGCUGGAUCAAUAAAAAAUAUAAUUUUGAGAUCACCAGUCAAACUUAUUUUCCAUUGGAAAUUGGUUACAAUUAUUUGGUAAAUUUUAAUUUGACAAUAAAAUUCAUGAACCUUUAUACAAAAUUGUGAAAAUCUGAUUGAUCAAAUGUUAUCAUUACAUCAAGGCUGGCUUUUGAAACGCCCACCACAACAGCAAGAUUCCAUUUUCAACAGCUUUGAAUCAGUUUUCCCCAAAUUGUAUGCCUACAUCACCCAAAACCUUGAGCCAAAGAUGGAGGUAUGUUUCAAGGGAUGCGAAAUCUGAUGUUGAACUCAAAAUUCUUAUUAUUGAUACUUAAUAUUUAUUCAAAUCUAAUUGCAUACAUUGACCAAGUUUUUGUUGUCCAAGUAUCUAUCUGAUGUUCUCCAUUUGACCAGGUACUUGAGUGCAAUUACAUCCGCCAAUCCCUUGACCUGUUGGAUGGGCUAAUUCCAGGUGGAGAGGAACCUAAAGACAUCAGCAACGAUCAUGUGAGGAAGCUGAUAGUGUUUGCACUGAUGUUCUCUCUGGGAGCUCUUCUUGAGUUGGAGGACAGGAAAAAGGUUGGUCAUUAUAGAUGUUUGUACAUUAAAAGAGAAUAUUAAAACUGUUGCUGCAUUUGUGUUAGUAGCUUGUAAGAACCAUUAUAUUGUGUUAAUUUUUAUGCUGAAAAAAAAAAUGAAAAUAUUAUAGGAAUGAACUAGGUUUUUUUGAUAAUGAUAUCAUGAUAAAAAAUUAUUAUUUUUUUAGCAUAUAAUAUAGAGCUCUUUAAUUUGAAUUACUAAAGGAAAUUAUACUGCAUUUAAAUAGUGUGUGUACAUUAUGCUUAGCAAGGUUUCAGUUUCAGAUUGAAUUAUGACCAAAACUGAAAAACAAUUUUGUCUUUGUAAUCAGCGGGACAUAAAAGUCAGGUAUGAUUGCCCUCUAGUCUGCACUUUAAACAGUUGUUUUUUUUUUACUUUCAAUCCAUUGAGAAUAUUUUGUGAUUACAGGUCCAAGACUGGCUCCAGGCCAACUCUGAUCUGCCCCUGCCUAAACUGUCCAAUGAUGACACCAUCUAUGAAUAUGUCGUCAGUGAGACUGGAGAGUGGGAGCACUGGAAGACUCGGGUCAGAAGCUGCUACUCAAAACAUUAAAUUAUAGUGGACUCUGUCUAACAAUGAUAGUUUGUUCCUCUUAAAAUAGAUAAAACCGAUGAUUAAACUUGAACACUUCAAGGAUAUCUUUCAACUAGUUAUUGAUAUCAUAGUAUUAAUAUCUGAAAUAUAAUAAUUGUUUUCUUGUCACAGGUACCUGAGUAUGAGUACCCCACUGACUCCACCCCUGAAUAUACAUCUAUCCUGGUACCCAAUGUUGAUAAUAUGAGAACAGAUUUCUUGAUCAAAACCAUUGCCAAACAAGGGAAAGCAGUUCUACUUAUUGGUGAACAGGUAUGAUGAAUGUUAUGUUCAUUUGUGCAUCAUAGCAUUCAUUUUUUAAGGCAAAAAAACAGACUCACUCACAUAGUUGGUGUAUAAUAUUGUGUUAAGUUAUUGUAUUUUACACCUGAUAUUACAAAUCCGUUUAUUUAAAUUUAUUUUAAAUAUGUUUUGCUUGUGUGAUCUAUAUUUUGUUUCCCUGGCAAUUUUAAAAAAUAAAUUUACUUGUAGCAUUAAAAAUAAAAUCAAUGUUGUCAUUCAAGUACUUGUAGUAAACGUGCAUCCCUAUUUGUGAUUAGGGCACAGCCAAGACUGUCAUGGUACAGGGCUACUGCAAUAAAUUUGAUCCAGAGUCACAUAUUUUCAAGAGUUUCAACUUCUCCAGUGCCACCACACCAAUGAUGUUUCAGGUGGGUUAAUACGACAGUCUUAUCUUAUUAGUAAGCCAGUUUCAGUUUAGUCUAGUCUUGUUCUACUUUUUACAAAUAAAUAUUGUAUUUUUACUAAUUUCUUAAUCAAAACAAGGUCUACAUCUAUUCUAAAGUCAUUUUUUUUUUUUUACUAGUCAAGAUGAUUUAAUUUAAUUUGUAUACCAUUUCAAGAAGAAAUUCUUUCAAUAUUGCUGUUAUUCUUGUUGUUCUAGCGUACCAUUGAAAGCUUUGUGGACAAAAGAAUGGGUACAACGUACGGUCCACCAGCUGGCAAGAAAAUGACAGUUUUUGUGGAUGACAUCAACAUGCCCAUCAUUAAUGAAUGGGGAGAUCAGGUUAGUUUGAUUAUAUCUGUAAACAAAGAUGCCACCUUAGAAUAUAGAGAUAUGCAUGUCAUGUCAUUUUAUGCCAUUGAAAUGUUUACUUCAUAUUUACCAGAGUUGUACAAUUACCAAAAUCAAUUUGAACAUAAAGUUUGUCUCAUUGCAUUAAAUUCACAUCAUUUCUACUCUGAUCUUUUACAAAGUGUCAUCACCAUUACAAUCAAAUUAUAUGGAGGAAAAGUGAACCCUCGUUAUUUUGAAAAUGUAAAAAUGUAAAAUUUUUGUGUAACAAAGAAAGCUUAGAAACAUCAUAUUUGCUCACAUUUAACACACCACUGCCUCCAUCACAUCGAAUAUAUCAGGUUACCAAUGAGAUCACCAGACAGAUGAUGGAGAACAAAGGAUUCUUCAACUUGGAAAAACCUGGUGAGUUUACCACCCUGGUGGAUGUCCAGAUGAUAGCUGCAAUGAUUCACCCAGGUGGUGGUCGUAAUGACAUUCCACAGCGUCUUAAACGAGCCUUCAAUGUCUUCAACUGUACUCUGCCCUCAAAUGCAUCCAUUGACAAGAUCUUCAACACAGUUGGUCUUGGACAUUUUAUCAAGGUAAACAUAUAUAGCAUAAUGGCUUCUAACCGAAAUAUUUUGAUUUGAGUUUCUUGAUAAGAAGCGAGGUAUUAAAGUAGUUUUAAAAAAUCCUUUAUGUUACAUUUAGUAAUAAUUUGUUUCCUUACUAUGCAAAUUAGUUAUAUUUAAAGAGUAAUUUUAAUUUAACUAUCCCGAAAUUAUUGUUUGAAUAAUAAUUUGAAAGGGCUUUAAACAUGUAAUGUGAAAGUGCUAUAAAAAUGUUUAUUUUUGAUUUCUUCAGGAAAGAGGUUUCCCAGAUGAGGUUCAUGAACUUGUGAAAACAUUGGUAUCAGCCACUAGACACUUGUGGCAGAAGACAAAAGCCAAGAUGUUGCCUACACCAGCCAAGUUCCACUAUGUCUUUAACCUCAGAGAUCUCUCCAGGAUCUGGCAGGUAGGAGUAGACCCUUGCUAAAUUAAAGUAAACUUAAUUGGAAUUCAAUACAACCUUAUGUAAGCCAUAAUGCCUUGUCUGAUCACGUUCAAAGAAUAUGGUAUAGUAGUUCACCUUGGCGAAAACUUCUUACUUAGCAUUUCAAAAACUCUCCUUUAUAUUUUAAGAAAAACGAUAUCCUUUGCAAUUUUAUAUAAGAAAUUUUGUUUGUUGUGUUGGGUAUUUAUCCUUAAAACUAUAAUUUAUUUAUAUAGAAAAAAUUAUUAGAACUCAUAUAGCUGCUGGAAUGAAAUUAUAAGAAAUAUACAAAGGUUAGAGGAAAAGCUAAAGGACAAUAAUAAAAAGUGAAUGUUGGGCCCAAAAGCCUUCGACUACAAAAACAGUUCAAGACAGAGAUAAACACUCUUAGAUUGUUAUAUAGAGAUGUAGUCUACAGGAAAUGGUAGACAUAUGCAACUACGGAAGUGACCCAUGAAAUCAAAGAAUUUGUCAAUGAGAUUAACAGGAAAUGUAACUAUCAGAAAUAAAUAAAUAAACUAAAUUUAAAUAAGAAAAGAACUUAUCCAGGAUGCUAUAAAGCAGCAAGGACCAAGUUGGUAAGGUUUGCAAGGAUGUUGUAUAUGAGGCAAACACAUUGAAAGAGCAUCAUGAAAUUAGUUCCAUGGUCUCUAUGUAAAAGCUAGGCAAUGGAGAAAAUGGGAUAUCUUUCUGCAGGGCAUGCUGAAAACUAUUGGUACAGUUGUUACUAGCACAAGCAUUCUGAUGUCACUGUGGAAACAUGAGGCCACCCGAGUCAUUGCUGACAGGUUUACAGAGCAAGCUGAUAAAGACUGGUUUGAGAAAACCAUUAAACAGGUGAUGUAGAUACAACAUUAAUAUUAUGUUUCAAUGACUGUAUAUAUGAUAGAGGAAGUUCAUUGUUUUUACUAUUUAACAUUGUAUAUGAUAUGAGAGUAAAGCUUUCUUUAAAUUAUUUAAUUGUAUAUAAAUGUUGCUUUCAUAUAAUCAGUAAACAUGUAUGGUGCUUAAUCAUAACUAAUUUGAAGUUGUUUUUUGGGGGUAAGUUUUGUUGAUUUUAAAAUUAAAAAAAGAAAACGAACAUGAAAAAAUGAAAAUAGCAUAUUGUCAUAGCAGAGAAAUCUUUAUUAAAUUGUUUUGCUUGAGAUGAUCACAGACUGCAUUCCUGCAAGCAGUGUAUUCAUUGUUCUUACUAUAACAAACAAUGUAUACUGUGUGACAGGUUGCAGAGGAGGACUGUGGAUCAGUUCUAGCCAAUGAAAUGGAUGCAGAACCCUACUUUGUGGACUUUAUGAGAGAUGCCCCUGAACCAACAGGUACAACAUUAUGAUAUGUUGCAACAAGCUAUUUUAGCAAGUUUUAAACAGUUUUAAUAAAAUCUAAAUCUGCAAUACCUAAGCCCUCUUAUAAAAUGAAACAGACUGGAAUUGAACCAAAGGAGUCGUAAUGAAAAUGUAUCUAAUUAAUUAUAGAUUUAAUAAAACUGCAAUCAAUAAACUAUAAAAGCAAAGCCAGUUCAGCUCUGUGAUGACAAUAUCUUUGUUAGGUGAGGAGUCAGAAGAUGCUGAUCUAGAGGCCCCUAAAAUCUAUGAACCUGUGGAAUCCAUGGAUACCCUAGCAGAGAAGCUUCAGUUUUAUCAGAUUGGUUACAAUGAGAGCAUCAGAGGCAGUGCCAUGGACCUUGUCUUCUUCAAGGUAGUGCCACUCACAUUGUCUUAAAGACUUUUCAAACAAGUCAUUCAUUUAUAUUAUUUUUUUUCUUAUUCUGUAUCUUAGUUGUGAAUAUACUUGCUAAAUUUGGUAGAAAAUGACACUGACAUCUUAACCCUCUCUACUUUCAUUCAGGACGCAAUGACUAACUUGGUGAAGAUCUCUCGGAUCAUUCGAACACCUCGUGGACACGCCCUGUUGGUGGGUGUGGGAGGUUCUGGUAAACAGAGCCUUACCAGACUGGCUUCUUUCAUUGCUGGCUACUCAACUUUCCAAAUAACACUGACCAGGUAAGAUCUGUAGACAGGAAAUCAAAAGAAGUAGUUUGUGAAUGCUUAUAUAUAUAUACUUUGGAGAGCUCUCAUUGGUUCCACAGAACUUAGUUAUAAUUCAAAAUUACUGUUAUUUCAUGUUGUAAUUUGAUAGUUUCUUAACUUGGUCAACAAAGAGCAAUUAGCCAGCAAAUGUUUUGAAAGCAUUUUCUAAGAUAAAUUUUAAGAAGAAAGAGAUGUAUGCAAUUACUGUAUGUGUGUUCACUUUUAAGAAACUGAAAAAUGAGCUGCAAAUUUUGUCAUUCCUGUUACAAUUUGAAACAUAUAUUUAUGUAUAUAUGUCAGAUUAUUUUAUAGAAGAAAAAGUUCCUUUGUAAGAUUCUUUAGAUGAAAUGUUCUUGCUGUUUUAUAAAUAUGUCAUUAAGUGAUAUAUAAAUUAUUUGUCCAGGUCUUACAACACAAGCAACCUUCUUGAAGACUUGAAAAACUUGUACCGCAGAGCCGGUCAGUCUGGCAAAGGUGUCACCUUCCUGUUUACAGACAAUGAGAUCAAAGAUGAGGCAUUCCUUGAAUACAUGAACAACAUUCUAUCAUCUGGAGAGGUUAGUGUCAUUUUGUUAUGCUCUACUUCUAAGCAUAAAGAUAUUGUGAUCAUUGUCCUGCAGCUCAACCCUUUUAUUAACUGCAAGGGAGAUGUACAAGAAUCAUUUCUCAGAACGGUUCUACCUAAAAUUCCAUGUUUGGUAUUAUCAAUUUGCACAUCAUGAUAUAUUCUUUAUUCAUUAAUCUAUGAAAAACAGAAAAUAUCAGGUCUGUUAAUUUAUUGUUAGAUUUCCCCAACUUGAUCUAGAAUAAUUUUAUUUUGUAAAUCUCAAUAUUAAUGCAAGGUUGCUUAAAUACUUUUUGUGUGUUGAGCUGAUCACAUUUAAGAUAUAAGUUUGAAAUUAAGCUUACAUUAAGAUAAAACUGGAGCAGUGAAACCCCUUUUUUCAUUUGUCCCCUAGGUGUCAGGUCUGUUUGCCCGUGAUGAAAUGGAUGAAAUACUUCAGGAGUUGAUUGCUGUCAUGAAGAAAGACCAUCCGCGACGACCACCAACCAAUGAGAAUUUGUAUGACUUCUACAUGUCUCGAGUCAGGGAGAACCUUCAUGUUGCUUUGUGCUUUUCUCCUGUAAGUUACAUUUCACUGGCACUUUUACAGUUUAGGAGCCUUUAUUCAUUAACAUACUACCAAACUCAUUGAUUUUUAUAACUUUCCCUGAUAAAAUUUGUUUAUUUGACAGUUAAAUAUUUCUAGGCUAAUAACUAACAGAUUGAUAAAGCCAGUAUACACAAUAUAACAUAGCUAUACCUGAAAUUCUAAAAUUUUCACAGGUUGGUGAAAAGUUCCGCAAUCGUUCCCUCAAGUUCCCCGGUUUGAUUUCUGGCUGCACAAUGGAUUGGUUCCAGAGGUGGCCAAAGGAUGCCCUGGUUGCUGUGUCCAAUCAUUUCCUGUCAUCGUUUGAUAUCACCUGUACACCAGCAGUCAAGUCAGCAGUUGUGAACACCAUGGGUUUGUUCCAGGUGGGAUAUUGUAGCUAUAAGAUUUGAAUUGUAAUGCUGCAUUUAUGCUUCCCUGUUGGUGGGCUCCAGUGGUAAGUGUGUCUACACUCAAUUAUAACACAGCACUGGUUUGGGGUGUCUAAUUGUCUGGGUGAAGCAUACACCAGCUUGAGAUACAACUUCACCAAGUCAAGCCAAAUGAUGACAAAGUACCAGUUAUUUUUGAAAUAUUGAAAACUCAAGAAAAUACAGAGCCAAAAUAAAAUAUUUUAAACUUUAAAAAUAGAUUGUUAUUAAGGAGACUUGUUAUUAUUUAAAAACAAGAUUUAAAAUGUAGACAAAAAGCUAUGUAAUUAAUAAAUUUUUAGAAUGUUGAGUGCAUGAAUUUAUUACAUAAUGUUAAAACUAACACAUUUAGUAAAGUGAUAAUAUUUCGAUUUCUGAUAUCAUGUAACUUUAGGACAUGGUCGCUGAGAUGUGUGUGGACUACUUCCAGCGUUAUCGUCGUCAGACCCACGUCACACCAAAAUCUUACCUGUCUUUUAUUGCCGGAUACAAAGUAAUCUAUAAGGAGAAGAAAGAAGAGAUUGGUCUGUUGGCCCAAAGAAUGAAUACAGGUAGAGUAUUGAUCCAUGGAAAAUAAUCUUUGCUGAUCUUCUCACAGUAAUAGUAUGAAAUACAAGAGAAAAUUAGAUUGUAAAAGAAAAUCAUGAAGGGUUCAUUGCAGAAAUUGUAAACAUUGUUCACUUAUUCUUUCUCUCUUGUCUUAUCAUACCUCAUUUAAUACAGGUCUUGAAAAGCUGAUUGAAGCAACAGAGUCCGUGAAUGAGCUCAGUAAGGAGCUUGCGGUCAAAGAGAAAGAGUUGGCAGUAGCCUCCAAGAAAGCUGAUGCGGUGUUGGCAGAGGUGACAGUGAAAGCUCAGGCAGCAGAAAAGGUCAAAACCCAGGUGCAGAAAGUCAAGGACAAAGCUCAAGCCAUUGUAGACUCUAUCUCUGUAAGUUAAAACAAUUUUUCUCUUAAUGCUGUGGUUAAAAUAUUCAUUAAAAUAACUUUGACAAAAUAGUAUGUCAUUUUAUUGCCGUAAGGUCAUGCAGAAUAACAUAUAAAAUAUGUCAAUGAUAGACCUGUCCAGAAAGAGCAGUGUAACACCACACAGAUAUCAGGAUGUUAUAAACUGUCAAAUUUAAUCAUAUACACAACUCCAAAUUGUUUCAAUAAAGGUUGACAAAGCAGCUGCAGAAAUCAAGCUUGAAGCAGCCCGUCCAGCCCUCGAGGAGGCCGAGGCAGCCCUCUCCACCAUUAAACCAGCUCACAUAUCUACUGUACGGAAACUGGCCAAGCCACCUCACCUCAUCAUGAGAAUUAUGGAUUGCUGCUUGCUUCUCUUCCAGGUGACUCAUUUCUUCUGUCUUUAAACUUCCUUUAUCUCUCAUUUCUGUAUCUGACAAUGAGAGAUGAUUUUUGUCUUUAGUUGAUUCUCUUCAGCUUCUGACAUUGGUAAUUAAAUAGUGCAACAAGAUGUGUUCAGGUUUUAAAAAAAAAAAUGAAAACUAAGUGGAUGUUUUGGUUUGAUGUCUUUCUUGGCAGACAAUACAAUGCAAUAAACAAUAGAUAAAUUUGAAUACAAAAUAAAACUUAUGUUAUCAACGAUCUCAAUAAAGUCAAUGUAGCUCAAUGUUCACAAUGUAGAACAGGAAGCGUUCUAUGUUAUGUGGGUUAGUGUUCAUAUGAAAGCCUCCUUUUAAAAUUUUUUAUAUAACCAAAGUCUUGUAACUGAAGUCUUAUAUCUGAGUAAGAAAAAGUGUUGUCUUGUGUUGUCUUAUGUUAUUAUCGCACUAAGAUAAUUUAAUAACUGUACGAAACAAAACAAAAAAACAAGUCUACUUUGAAAUUUCAAAAAGUAAAAGCUGCCCAUUAUUAUUCCAGAGAAGACUUGACACAGUAACACAAGACCCAGAAAGAAAUUGUGUGAAACCAUCUUGGAGUGAAGCCCUGAAACUCAUGAACUCUUCUAACUUCCUGGGAAUGUUGCUCAAUUUCCCCAAGGUGAAGCAUUUGUUUUCUUUAAAAAUAAAAUCAUUAUUUUCACUUAUUAUAAAAAUUGGUGUCAGUUUUUAAAUACCCCUUAUAGAAGACCAAAAAAUAAUAUUGAAAGAGAAGGGUGCUUCUUCUAUUGUAAGCAUUGCUUGGAAUUCCUUUAAUCUUGUUUCCAAUCCAUUUCUUGAUGACAGGAUACCAUCAACGCAGAGACUGUGGAACUUCUGGAAGUCUACCUUACCAUGGAGGACUAUAACUUUGACCAAGCUAAGAAAGUCUGUGGUGAUGUGGCUGGUCUCUGCUCUUGGACGGCAGCCAUGUCCUUCUUCUAUACCAUCAACAAAGAAGUCCUGCCACUCAAGGUUAAUUUUUAUUUACAGCUCCUUCUCCUUCUUCUAAAUAUUAAGGACCCACGAUCAAUGCGUUUAUCAUUCUGACUCCUGUAUAUGUAGAGGGGAUUCGCAAUGUUUCUGUGCUUGGUUUUGAAAAGGAUAUUUCACUGGUUGCAAGGGCUACUCAGUGAGGGUAUCAUGAACUGGGUGUUGGAAGGCCUGAGGCAACAGACGCAAAUGUGUUCAGUGUAGUCGCCUCCUCAACUGUUCAGGAAGCUUGUUUCAGUCCCUGAUUGUCUUUGGCAAGAAUGAGCAGUUCCUGUAUUGUGUUCUUGCUAUUACGAGACGGAACUGCCUGUAACUUAAGGACUUGGUAUUUUCCAUGGGCUGCUUACUAUCUGAAUACAUUAAGGGACAACAAAACUGAAUCUAAUUUUUGACUACAUUAAAGCUGUGAUAAGAUACAUUUUAUAUCUCUAAUUCUGAUCUGUAAAACAAAAGAUGAUAUGAAAUGCCUUUAGAAAUGUAUCUAUCAGCUGCCAACAAUGAUAUGUUAUUAAACGCUUUCCUAAUCUUGUGUCUCUAGGCCAAUCUGAUCAAACAAGAGGCUCGUUUGACAGCUGCCAAUAAUGAUUUGGCUGAGGCACAGGCUCAGCUUGAUGACAAACAGAAAGAACUGGAUCAGGUGCAGGCUUUAUUUGAUGCAGCCAUGGCAGAAAAACAGGUGAGUUCUAAUGAGGCCUCCUGGCUGUCCUGGUCAGCAACACAGUCUCAUGAGGGCGCAAUCCAAGUUUGAAUUUCUUUCAAACCAAAUGUAACAAAGAAUGUUGGUAAAAAUCCAUCUUUGUUUUGUGAUGUUUAUCAUGAAGAAUCUCUGUUACACUUAUCAACAAUCAUGUUGACUGCACUUGUAAAAUUAUUAUAUUUAUGAUUAUGUUAUUGAAUGUUAUUUUUAUGUCAUUAAAGGUUAUAUUAUUUUAUUAAGUGUUAUAUAUAUUAUGAUGUUAUUAAAUGGGUUUUUUUUGUUGCUUUUUUUUGGAAAGAGCAAGCAAAAUAAGUUUUUUUUCAAAAAAAAUUUGGCUACCAUUUACACUAUUCAGUAUCUAAAUUAUGAAGUCAAUCAUGUGCCUACAUUUUAUUAUUGAAAUUGCUAGAUAUUCUUUCAACUUUUAUUACAUUUUUGUUCAAUCCAUGUUUGUCUGACCUCAGACCCUGAUGGAUGAUGCUGAAGCCUGCCGUCGUAAAAUGAACAAUGCAGAGGCCCUCAUCAAUGGUCUGUCAGGGGAAAAGAUCAGAUGGACAGAAGCCAGUAAAACAUUUGAAGCCCAGAUUCAGAGGCUUGUUGGCGAUGUUCUCUUGGCCACUGGUUUCUUGUCUUACUCUGGACCUUUCAACCAAGAGUUUAGGAACUUGAUGCUCCGUAGCUGGAAGAAAGAGAUGUCCGCCUCUAAGAUCCCAUAUAGUGAUGUGAGUUGUUUCAUCCUUAUGCUACAUAAAAACAAUCUUUCCUUGUUAAACUAGUCUACACAACACUAAAGUAUGUUAUAGCAGUCUAUAUUACACUGCACUACACUUUAUUUGGAUCCCUAGUGGUAGUCCAGAUUGAUCUUUUUACUUUUGUCAGCAACUUGCUCUCAACACUGAUAAAAUUGUCAGCAAUUAGUUCUCAACACUGAUUAAACUGUCAGCAAUACUCAUAAUUAUCAUUAUGUAGUCUUUAUACAGUCCAAAACAUCAAUUAAUAUUGUACACUAUGCACAAUCAGAAACUAAACUGCCAAAAUGGCUACCACUAAAACUUGAAGUCUCAACAGCCAGUCACUCUAUUCCACAUUCAAGGAUACUGCUUGAAAAUCACAUCUGAUGGUCCUGAGAAUUACAGAGAACUCUGAGCACAAUUAUCCAUGCAAGAAAUCUCUACAUACUAUGACCACUUACUUAUGACAACUGACAAAUACUCUCAUGGUCACACUAUAUACCAUCACCCACUUGUUUAUUAUUUCCCUUUCAUCCUCAUCACAAAUUAACAUAAAACUACUAUCAAUGCUCACAGCUCACAAUCUAAAAAUAUUCACACUAAACCCAGUGAUUCCCAUACCUUGACUCAAUCGUGUUGCGCUAGUCUACACUAAGCUUUGUGCAAGCUAGUGUACACUAAGCUUUGUGGAACCAAUCUUCACCAGAUUAUGUUACUCAAAGGAGGCACAGCAAAAGUUUUCAUUCUGAAACAUUUCAUUUUUCUGAAGCAGAUUUUAAAGAUUUGUCCAUAAAAUAUGAGCUGACACAUAACACUAACCCAUUAUCAUUAAACUGAUCCUGUCAUUGUUGUUAACCAAUUAACAUUGUCCUUAGGAUCUGAACAUUACAUCCAUGCUGGUACUUAACACCACCAUAUCUGAGUGGAACCUCCAAGGCCUGCCUAAUGAUGAGCUGUCUAUCCAGAAUGGUCUCAUUGUCACCAAGGCAUCCAGGUACCCACUGCUCAUUGACCCACAGGGUCAAGGCAAGGCGUGGAUAAAAAACAAAGAAGGGAGCAAUGAUCUUCAGGUGAGGAGAUUUUUAGCAGGAUAAAAAUAAUUUUAAAAAAUUUUUUGUUGAUUCUUUAAAAUAAAUAAAUUUCUAAUGUACUUUUUGUUACUACAAAAAUUUAUUUUUCAUUUUAAAAUAAAAACUAAGACAUUUCAUAAGUCAUUUUUUUUUUUGGUUAUGUUUUUGAUAAAAAAAAAUAUGGAAGUGGAGGUAUAGAAUUUAAAAGAUUUUUUUCACAUGAUUUGUAUCUUUGUCUAUCAGAUCACGUCCCUGAAUCAGAAAUACUUCCGUUCUCACAUGGAAGAUGCUCUUUCCCUGGGUCGACCUCUGCUGAUAGAAGAUGUUGGGGAGGAGCUGGACCCGGCCUUGGAUAAUGUCCUAGAGAAGAAUUUCAUCAAGUCUGGUUCAACAUUCAAGGUGCGCCUCUUGCCAUCAGUAUUUUUAGGAACCAAAAUCUUCAACUCUAAACACAUCAAACUUAUGGGAAAACCUUUAAUUAACUUUUAAACUCCUAUUUUUACUUUAAGUGAAGCAUUCAUUUCAUGAUAUUUUCAGAUAAUUGUUUUGUGUGUGUGAUAAAGUGCUACUGACUUAAACAACUUGGUUAAAAGCUUAACUUGAACUUUCUCUUUUUGGAAUCCUUCUAUCACAGGUCAAGGUCGGAGACAAAGAGGUGGAUGUCAUGAAAGGUUUCAGACUUUACAUAACAACCAAGUUAGGUAACCCGGCCUACACACCUGAAGUGUCGGCAAGGACCUCCAUCAUUGACUUCACAGUGACCAUGAAGGGCUUGGAAGACCAGCUUUUGGGUAUAGUCAUCCUAACGGAGAAGCAGGUUUGUAAAUUUAUGGUGGCUCUUGUGCUGUGCAGCUGCAGGUAGCUUUUAUAAACUUUGAUAUUUCCAUAAUAAAAAAGAUCACUGACACUCCGAUAGCAAACAAAAUAGUAUGAUUGAUAUCACUGUUGAACAUCCAGCUCUAUACUUUACAAAUGAAUACAUCACCUCUGAAACAAUAUAGGUUUUGAACUGGCACAGGUAAUCUUUAAUGUACAUUCGUCCCUCUAUUUGUGAUGUAAUAGUUUCACUAUCAAUGAAACUUAAACCAAUUUCAUUGUGAUGAGUUGGUUCAUAAAGAAAGCCAGUAAGAAAGGGAACAAAUCAAAUGAUAAAUUAGUGUUUUAAAUCUACUUACAAGGACCACUGACUUAAGAGAAAUGACUAACAAUCUCAUGGUCAUCACCCACUUGCUUGUUAUUUCCCUUUCAACCCAUCACAAAUUGACAUUAAGCUGCUACUAAAGCUCACAGCUCACAAUCUAAAAACAUUCAGACUAAACCCAGUGAUCCCCAUACCUUGACUCACUAUGUUACACUAUACACUAGUCUACACUACACUUUGUUGAACCAGUCUUUGUUAUCCUGUCUCGAAACAACAUAUACCUUGUUCUACUAUUUCCUUCACAAAGCUUCAUUUAUCAUGGUUUAAAUCUGCUCAGCUUUGGUACAAAAGACAAAAUAAAACAAAUUUUAAUCAUAUCAUAAUGCUAAGGCUCUGUAUAAGGAUUUAACAGAUUAUUCACUAGUAUUUGUACUUUUGUUAAUAUUUCUUAAUGCAGUGAUGACUAAUUUAUUUUAACAGGAAUUAGAAGCAGAGCGUACGAACCUUCUGGAAGAAGUUACCAGUAACAAGAGGAAGAUGAAAGAGUUGGAAGACAACCUUCUGUAUAGACUCACUUCCACACAGGUCUGUAUAGAUAGUCAUUUUAUUACCAAAGUUCCUGGUUCUAACUUGUAUGACCCAAUUUAAUUUUAGAGGAUUUUGUUAAACUGUUGAGGAAUAAAAUUACUGCUACGCCUCUUGUACCCACUAGAGAGCUCCGCUCAUCCGAUAGUGGCAAACUCUCGACACCACGUGUUUGCCUUGAGACUUACGGAAAGCGCACUUUCGCAUUUGCUGGUCCACUAAUUUGGAACGCCCUUCCUGUCGAUCUCAGAAACAACCAGACACUGGAGUCCUUUAAAACCGAUUUAAAGACACAUAGUCAACAUUAUUUUCCAGUUAAUGCAUAAUGGCUGUGUUGCUUAUGGUUGAAAUGGCUAGAAAGACUUUGCCAUUGUAUGCUUGUACUUAGUUUUUGUCGUGUUGCGUUUGUUUUAAAUGUGGUAAACUAUAGAUUUGUUUUUUUUUGACUUUGUACCGCGCUUCGAGCCUUUGGGGAUGAAGCGUGUUUUUGAAAUGAACUUUAUUAUUAUUAUUAUUAUUGUACAUUUGAUACAAUGCUGUAAUAACUUUUUGAAAACAUGCUGAAUAUCUUCAUGUCUUACAUAAGUGCCAGCCAUGGAUUGCCCGUAUUGAAUGACUAUAUUUUGUAUCAAAGGGCUCACUGGUAGAAGAUGAAUCCCUGAUUGAGGUGCUGAAAGUAACCAAGAUUACUGCUGAGGAGGUCAGUGAGAAGUUGACUGUUGCGGCAGAUACAGAAACUAAGAUCAACACAGCGAGAGAAGAGUUCAGGCCAGGUCAGCAUGAAAAAACCCCACUGACCUUGAUCAUUAAUUAAUAAUCAUAAAACUGAAAACUUUAGGGAUUUAGAACAACAUUCUCCAAUCAGGCGUCCACAGACACCUUGUAGAAGUCAAUGCAUGGAAAUUAUUCAUUGAAUUCAUCAUAAUAUAGCUAAAUUUAAAAACCAAUAAACUGAAUUGAAGAUUACAAAAUUUUUUCACGCAAAAUAAGUUUGUAUUGUAAUGCUAUAAUUAUUUAUUUUUUAACAUGUGUUUUUAUCAUUAUUGCCUAUUCUGCCAUUCAGUGGCCACUAGGGGCAGCAUUGUUUACUUUGUGAUUGUGGAGAUGAGCAUGGUGAACAUCAUGUAUCAGACUUCACUGAAGCAGUUCCUGGAGAUUUUUGACUUGUCCAUGGCCAGAUCAACAAAGUCUCCCAUCACCGCCAAGAGGAUCAACAACAUCAUUGAGUACUUGACACUCUCUGUUUUCAAGUACACCUGUCGCGGACUCUAUGAAACUGACAAAUUCCUCUUCACACUUUUGAUGACCUUGAAGAUAGAGAUGGCUGGAGGGAGGGUCAGGCCAGAAGAGUUUGGGGUCUUUAUUAAAGGUACGAGAAGGGUAAUGUCAAAUUUGAGCUAUAGUUUCUUGUGUGUGUGGAAAGCAAUGUGUUAAUGUAAUGGUUUUAGACUAGAAGCAUAACUAGCUUUGAUAACACAUAGAAUGGUUUUAUCCUUCUUUUCUCUUUCUGUGUCUUUGCUAAACAAUUACAUUUAUGUAAGGCUCUGUAAUUAUAAUAUUUAAUUUACUUGUUCAUCACAUUGGUUACCUCUUGUGUCAGCAUGUUUAAUCUUCACAUGCUUAUUUCUACCACAGGCGGUGCUGCUCUUGAUCUUAAUGCUGUAGAGCCUAAGCCCAAGAAAUGGAUCAUGGACAUGACCUGGCUUAACCUGGUCAAACUCACGGAGCUUCCACAGUUCAGCCAGAUACUACAACAGGUGGCCAGGAAUGAUAAGGUAAGUGUUUUGUAGAAAGGUUUGAUAGGAGGAAUCAACAAAAGAAGGAAAACUUAUUUUAAAGAACAGUAAAAACUAUGUCUAAUAAAUAUUUUAUUUUAAUUUUAUAUUUGUUUUAUUACUGUGUGUUUGCUGAAUCAUACUUCUUGCCAACACGUUGGUUGUUUUGUUGUCUCCUUUUUUCACUCAUUACCAGCUAUUUAUUCAUAUUAAUUUUUCUGUUACUCAUGUGUUGACUUAUUUCAAUGGCUCAGGCUUGGAAGGCCUGGUUUGAUGAAGAUGCCCCCGAGGAAUGUACCAUCCCUGAUAACUACAGCAACAGUCUGGACAACUUCCGCAAACUUCUGCUCAUCAGAUCCUGGUGCCCUGACAGAACUAUUCCAAUGGCCAGAGUAUAUGUAGCAGAGGCCAUGGGUCAAGAGGCAAGUUGUUUUUUCUUCAUAUAGAUAUACUUCUGGAAAUCUUGUUUUUUUAACCACUGUCUGAAUUUAAAUUAUUGUGUGUGUUAUCACCAGUUUGUGUCAAAAUUGUGGUUGGAUUACCAGGAAAUAUGCUAACGCAAAAGUUUGCAAAGCAAAAACUAUGAUUAUUUUUUUUUGCAUUCACAGGGAAUAGGUAUUCCGAUUGUUUAUUUACAUCAAUUUUAAAUCUGAAGCUUUUUAAUUAUUAAUACUAAGCUUUUAUUGAACCCUUCAGACAAAAAUAAGAGUGAACAGAGAAUAUAAUAAUGAGCUGCACUGAUCUUAAUGUCUCAGCCAUGUCUUGUAGAACAGAGCAUAUAAUAAUGAGCUGCACUGAUCUUAAUGUCUCAGCCAUGUCUUGUAGAACAGAGCAUAUAAUAAUGAGCUGCACUGAUCUUAAUGUCUCAGCCAUGUCUUGUAGAUAACCCAUCUUCAUGCAUGCUUAAUUAAAUUUAUUUCAUAAUAAAACAGUUUGCUGAGAGUGUGAUCCUGAAUCUGGAAUCAAUGUGGGAGGAGUCUCAUGCACGUACACCGAUGAUUUGCUUCCUGUCUAUGGGCUCUGACCCUACAGAAAACAUAGAACGCUUGGCCAAACAGAAGGGCUUCAGUGAGUGACUCAAUUAUAGUUUAAUUAUUAACUUCAUGUGGAGAGCUUUGGGUGCUUUCUUUGUUUACUUACUAACAUAUAGUGUUUAUUUUUUUUAAAGUGUCUUUUUAAAAUAUUUUUACGUUUUUGAAAUUAGAAAUAACUUUUCUUAGCCUCCAUUAGAAAUGUCCAAUCAUGUCUUUGUCUGAAUCAAUCUUGAACACACAAUUUGUGAUAUUUUAAGAAGGGGCAACUUUAAAAAACCCUACUUCUGUGCAGUCAACUUUGGACACCUAUUAAUAUUCUACUACUAUACCAUCCAGCUUGAAGAUGUGAUAAAGACAGAGAAAAAAAUUUGAUGUGAAGAUAAAUGUUUCUUUACAAUACAGAGUGUGGCGCCAUCUCUAUGGGCCAGGGUCAAGAUGUACACGCCAGACGUCUCAUGGCGGUGUCCAUGGCUGAGGGCAGAUGGGUUCUGUUACAGAACUGCCACUUGGGCCUAGACUUCAUGGAUGAACUGCUGGACACUGUAAGUUGUUUCACUUAUAUUCUGUCACUUUACUUUAACUACAAUUAUUAUCACAAAGUAAAUUUUCAAAAAUCUUAUACCCUAAUAACACUAGAGUGUUUAUAAAAAAAAUUGUUAUUAAUGGUGUUUUAAAGUUCAAAUUCAAAAGGACAUACAUCUAAUUACAGGUAUUGACCACUGAAAAUGUGAAUGACCAGUUCCGGAUCUGGCUGACGACAGAGGAACAUCCCAAAUUCCCCAUCAAUUUGCUGCAGAGUUCAAUCAAGUUUACUAAUGAGCCCCCCAUGGGUGUGAAGGCUGGCUUGAAGAGAACCUACACAGGUGUCACACAGGUAACUGCACACCCCUGGCAGAGAUUUGUAGAUAAUUGGUAACAAAAUGAUGCCGGUACAUGACAAAUUGGUGCAGUGUAUUCUAGUUAUAAAUCAUGUUACUCAUUCUUUAUGUAUACAGUUAUAUAGAACAUACAUGCUCAUACAUGACAAAGUGGUGCAGUGUAUUCUAGUUAUAAAUCUUGUUACUCAUUCUUUAUGCAUACAGUUAUAUAGAACAUACAUGCUCAUACAUGACAAAGUGGUGCAGUGUAUUCUAGUUAUAAAUCUUGUUACUCAUUCUUUAUGUAUACAGUUAUAUAGAACAUACAUGCUCAUACAUGACAAAGUGGUGCAGUGUAUUCUAGUUAUAAAUCAUGUUACUCAUUCUUUAUGUAUACAGUUAUACAGAACAUACAUGCUCAUACAUGACAAAGUGGUGCAGUGUAUUCUAGUUAUAAAUCAUGUUACUCAUUCUUUAUGUAUACAGUUAUACAGAACAUACAUGCUCAUACAUGACAAAGUGGUGCAGUGUAUUCUAGUUAUAAAUCAUGUUACUCAUUCUUUAUGUAUACAGUUAUACAGAACAUACAUGCUCAUACAUGACAAAGUGGUGCAGUGUAUUCUAGUUAUAAAUCAUGUUACUCAUUCUUUAUGUAUACAGUUAUACAGAACAUACAUGCUCAUACAUGACAAAGUGGUGCAGUGUAUUCUAGUUAUAAAUCAUGUUACUCAUUCUUUAUGUAUACAGUUAUACAGAACAUACAUGCUCAUACAUGACAAAGUGGUGCAGUGUAUUCUAGUUAUAAAUCAUGUUACUCAUUCUUUAUGUAUACAGUUAUAUAGAACAUACAUGCUCAUACAUGACAAAGUGGUGCAGUGUAUUCUAGUUAUAAAUCAUGUUACUCAUUCUUUAUGUAUACAGUUAUAUAGAACAUACAUGCUCAUACAUGACAAAGUGGUGCAGUGUAUUCUAGUUAUAAAUCAUGUUACUCAUUCUUUAUGUAUACAGUUAUACAGAACAUACAUGCUCAUACAUGACAAAGUGGUGCAGUGUAUUCUAGUUAUAAAUCAUGUUACUCAUUCUUUAUGUAUACAGUUAUACAGAACAUACAUGCUCAUACAUGACAAAGUGGUGCAGUGUAUUCUAGUUAUAAAUCAUGUUACUCAUUCUUUAUGUAUACAGUUAUAUAGAACAUACAUGCUCAUACAUGACAAAGUGGUGCAGUGUAUUCUAGUUAUAAAUCAUGUUACUCAUUCUUUAUGUAUACAGUUAUAUAGAACAUACAUGCUCAUACAUGACAAAGUGGUGCAGUGUAUUCUAGUUAUAAAUCAUGUUACUCAUUCUUUAUGUAUACAGUUAUACAGAACAUACAUGCUCAUACAUGACAAAGUGGUGCAGUGUAUUCUAGUUAUAAAUCAUGUUACUCAUUCUUUAUGUAUACAGUUAUACAGAACAUACAUGCUCAUACAUGACAAAGUGGUGCAGUGUAUUCUAGUUAUAAAUCAUGUUACUCAUUCUUUAUGUAUACAGUUAUACAGAACAUACAUGCUCAUACAUGACAAAGUGGUGCAGUGUAUUCUAGUUAUAAAUCAUGUUACUCAUUCUUUAUGUAUACAGUUAUAUAGAACAUACAUGCUCAUACAUGACAAAGUGGUGCAGUGUAUUCUAGUUAUAAAUCAUGUUACUCAUUCUUUAUGUAUACAGUUAUAUAGAACAUACAUGCUCAUACAUGACAAAGUGGUGCAGUGUAUUCUAGUUAUAAAUCAUGUUACUCAUUCUUUAUGUAUACAGUUAUACAGAACAUUGUAAAAGACCUGUUUUAACUACCCCGAGUUUCAUGGGUUUCUGGUGAUAACUUUAAUGUUAAAGGCAUUACAGAUGAUUCAUGAACAAUUAGACUCUUUCAAAGAUUUGUUUUAUGGUCAAUGCUCCUUUUAAAGAUAUUUUAUUUUAUUAUUUUUUUUAAAAGGGGCUAAGCCUUGAACAUUCUAACGUGACAUCUAUUUCUUUCCUGACAAAUCUGCUUUCUGUAAAAAAAAAAUUUUAAAAUGCUGUUCCGGUGCAUUCCAUUACCACUGCUUACAUUACAGGGACAACUGGGCUGUUCAUUAUUAUUUAUUAUAAUUGAUAUACCGGUAAUACAUACAUUUCAGGAACAACUUGACUACAGCAACCUACCAGUGUGGAAGCCAAUGCUGUAUGGUGUGGCAUUCCUGCACACCACUGUGCAAGAGAGGAGAAAGUUUGGCCCUAUUGGUUGGAACAUUCCCUAUGAAUUUAACCAGGGAGAUCUCAAUGCUACCAUUCAAUUUAUUCAGAACCAUCUUGAUGAUCUUGACCCAAAGAGAGUGAGUUGAGCUUAGCAGGCAAACAUUUAAGAGCAACUGUUCAAUUUGUCAAGGAUCUGUUAACUUUAUCAACCCAGGAAAUUAAUGUGAAGUAAAAAAUAUAUUUUUAACAAAAAGCUCAGUAAACUGAAGGAGACCCCAUAUAAUAAUACUUGUAACCCUUACCCAUGCAUUUCAACCCAUUGAUAUAAAACCAACCUGUCUCCAGGGUGUCAACUGGGUGACUGUGCGUUACAUGAUUGGUGAAGUACAGUAUGGUGGUCGUGUCACUGAUGACUAUGACAAGCGUCUGUUGAACACAUACACCCGUGUCUGGUUCAGUGAAAGCAUGUUUGCAGACAACUUUGCUUUCUACACAGGUAAGAAAUUAUAAGACUAAAACUCCUCGCCGAUGAGUAGAAUCAGAGCAUGAUAGUUUCUUGAAUUAAAAUUUAAGAAAUCUGAACUAAUGGCCAACCAAGUCUGUAAUUUAGUUUAUUGUGAAUUUAAUUACACAAACUCGUGUGAUAGGCGCAUAUUAAGCGAUCUUUAAUGUAUAAGCAAAUGCUGAUGCUAUAAAAUUUUGGAUUUUUAAAGCAUCAUUUCAGAAUCAAGAGUUUAAUAGAAAGCAACAUAUUAGACACAGCCUUGAUUAGGCUGACAAUAUUUUAGCAUUCAUUAAACUAACAAUAUCCUAGUAACGAGAAGCUACUUUUCUUGUCCUCUUGUUACCUCCCAUUUAAGACUGAAGUAAAAUUUUGGUGAGAUACUUAAAAAAGAUAAUAAUUUGUGAUAUAAGUUCCAUUCUGAUCCCAAGAGUUUUCAUUCUGUAUAGAGACUGAAUGUCCUGUAAAUGCCAGAUUUUUUGCUUGAGUUUUACUAGCUGGCAAAUGAGUUCCCACUUGUCUCUUACUGCAUUGUGAAAGGAGAAAUAGAGGAACACGGUUAUUAAGAUUUACUUUAUCUUUGUACAAAUUAUGAGACAAUGCAAACAUCGCCAUUUAGAUGAUAUAACAUUUAUUAUGUUCAACAAAUCCCAGGUUACAAGAUUCCCAAAUGCAAGACACUGGAUGAGUACAGAAACUUCAUAGAGGCUCUUCCCUUGGUGGAUUCUCCGGAGUGCUUUGGUCUACAUCCAAAUGCUGACAUAACGUAAGUAGUAAAUGCAUCAUUUCAUGGGUGGACAUUUAAAAGGACACAAAUUCAAAGGAAUAUGAAAAUAAUUUAUAAAACCAUUUCCGUAUUUGUUCUAGGGCUAAUUUUUGCAGGCAAUUUUCAAACGCUCUGCUGUCUUCUAACUUUGGUGGUUGAGGUUGCCAUCCUAGGCAAAUGAGUCCAUUCUAUUGGCUAUUUACUCAAAGAUCGGGAAGAUCUGGGAUUUAUUCCAAUCCACUACCGGGUACUUCUGCACACAGCUUCACCAAAUCAAUGUUCAUUAAUUAUUUUUAAAAAUUAUCUAAUAAUAAUAAUUAACUAAUAACUAUCUAAUAAUUAUCUAAUAACUUAGUUUAAGUAUUCCUUUUUCAUAAGUGUUUAGAAUUAUUGACAACAACUUCGAGCAUGUGUUGAAUAAUCAUACUACCAGCAAGAAGCCAGUAUAGGAGCUGCUGCCCAAGACAAUCAGGGACUGGAACAAUCUUUCAAAAGGAACGGUUGAAGCGACAACACUAGACACAUUUGUGUCUAUUGCCUCAACCCCUAGUGCAUGAUUCCCUCACAAAGUGGCACUGGAAAUCAGUGAAAUUUCCUCAACACCAGUAACAGAAACAUUGCAAAUCCCAUCUACAUGCAUAGGAGCCAAAAUGAUCAAUAAAUUGAUCGUGGGCCCUUAAGAUAUAGAAGAAGAAGAUAAAUGGUAGUUCACCAAAGAAUCUAUGAAAAUGUUACAAUUUAAUUAAUCUGUUAUUUUUAAUUCCAUGCACGCUCUGACUCCUUGCAAAGUCUUGAACUACUGUAACAAGUGCCCUUAAAUAUGGAUCUCCUUUCAGGUACCAAACCAAUACAGCCAACAAAAUGUUAUCAACCAUUGUUAACAUUCAGCCCAAAGAUGCCGGCAGUGGAGGAGGCGAGACACGUGAGACUGUGGUCUACAGGCUGGCUGAUGAUAUGUUGGAGAAACUGCCCCAAGACUAUGUGCCACAUGAGGUACGUGGGUAUAACUUGAUAUGUAUAAAUGUAAUGACCAUUUGCAUGUGAUGGGGAAUUUGAUAAGUUUAGAUGUUAGGUGUUGUGCCAUGAUAGAAAGAAAUGUGAGGGACUUGUGGCAAAGGUAAUGUCCAGCUCCAUAUGAUGGGAUUUGAUAUAAAGAAGGAAUGCUAAGUGUUUCUCAUUCAAUAUGUCAGUUUAUCUUUGGUGUCAAGUUAUGGUUGGCAUAAAACAAUUGACUAGAUUAAGAUUGUUAUGCAUUUGGUUUCCUAUGCCUUAUGUUAUGGAACAUAAAAUCCUUCUUUACAGCAGUUUAUAACAAUGUUAUUACCUCCUUGUUGCUUCAAGUUCUAAUUAUUUCCCGCAUCUUGUCCAGGUGCGCGAAAGAUUGAAAAAGAUGGGCAGCUUGCAACCACUGAACAUCUUCUUACGCCAGGAGAUUGACCGUAUGCAACGAGUCAUCGGGCUAGUGAGAACCACACUAAUGGAUCUCAAACUGGCCAUUGAUGGUACCAUCAUUAUGUCUGAGAACCUGAGGGAUGCCUUGGAUAACAUGUUUGAUGCUAGAGUCCCCAACAAUUGGAAGAAAGUCAGUGACAUUUACACAAUAGCUGAUACUGGUGUACAAAUAAUGAUGACAUAUAGAAUUGCACAAUGUUGGUUGUUUCAGCAAUUUAUUAGAAAAUAAAACAGAACAUGUGCCUUUUCUAUUACUCUGGUUAAUGCUAGGGAUAUUCCAAUAUAUUAGGCUGCAAACUGCCUCUUAGGAGUGGAAGGAAUUAGAUUACUUUGUGAUGAAGGGGAACAUUUUUGUUGAAAUGUGUUAUCAUAGACACUUUACUUCACAACAUGCAUGAGAAUAGUAUCAAAUAUUAUUGUUUUUAUUUUUGCAAAGCAGCUUUGAAAAGUAUGGUGCUAAUUAUUUAAAAUAAUGUAAGCAUAGCUUAAAUUUUUUUUUGAAGAAAUGAACAAGUUAUUUAUUUUAAAAUAUUGUGCUCCAUGUUGCUAAGCUGCUUCCUUAAAUGUUGUCAGGUAUCAUGGCAAUCCACAACCCUGGGAUUUUGGUUUACGGACUUACUUGACCGCAACGCCCAGUUCAAUUCCUGGCUCUUUGAAGGUCGUCCAACCACAUUCUGGAUGACUGGCUUCUUCAAUCCUCAGGUCUGUAACGUCUAAAAGUCUAAACCAUUGUUUCAUUCCAAAGUUAGAUUUAGUCUAAAAGUCUAAACCAUUGUUCCAUUUCAAAGUUAGAAUUAGUCUAAAAGUCUUAACCAUUGUUCCAUUCCAAAGUUAGAUUUAGUCUAAAAGUCUAAACCAUUGUUCCAUUCCAAAAUUAGAUUUAGUCUAAAAAUCUAAACCAUUGUUUCAUUCCAAAGUUAGAUUUAGUCUAAAAGUCUAAACCAUUGUUCCAUUCCAAAAUUAGAUUUAGUCUAAAAAUCUAAACCAUUGUUCCAUUUCAAAGUUAGAAUUAGUCUAAAAGUCUUAACCAUUGUUCCAUUCCAAAGUUAGAUUUAGUCUAAAAGUCUAAACCAUUGUUCCAUUUCAAAGUUAGAUUUAGUCUAAACCAUUGUUCCAUUCCAAAGUUAGAUUUAGUCUAAGAGUCUAAACCAUUGUUCCAUUUCAAAGUUAGAUUUCAUUAUUUAAACAAUUAUUAGAAUUACCAGCCAGGCCAAAUUAUACAGAAAUGUGUAUGAAAUCUUGAUGUGUGUUUAGUUGUACAUGGUCAUACUAUCAAAAUAACUUGAUUACUUGCACACUCUUUUAGUUGGAACUAGUUGUAUGUUGAAUUUGGUCAACAGUUAAUGAGGAAAUUUUGUUUUUCUGCUGGCAGGGUUUCCUCACAGCAAUGAGACAAGAGAUUACCAGAGCGCACAAAGGCUGGGCACUGGACACUGUGUUCCUUGAGAAUGAAGUGACCAAGCUUAUGAAAGAAGACAUCACUAGUGGCCCUAGUGAAGGUAGAGCUAGUUUUUUUUUAACAUGUGUGUUUCAAAUAGUUUAACCUGAGGGAUUUAAAUUAAAUGACAAGGCCUGUAAUAAUGAUUGAGUGGUUUUGUAAAGUACAAAAAUACUUAAUGGUUUAGAAAUAUUUUUCCCAUUCCUUUCUAUACUGAUAAAAAACAUUAGGAUUAUCUUUUAGUUUUUUUAACACUUAUAUAUAUAUAUAUAUAUAUAUAUAUAUCCAUUUGUUAAUUUAUUGAUUGUAGUCCUUUAAAUUACAAAAAAUAGAAAUGUUUGUUUUAUUGUAAACAACUGAGAUCAUUUGAUGGUUUGAAAUCAUGUCAAGUUAAGUUAUCUACAAGGUGAAAAAUAGUGUUCAUUUUUACAUAUUAUAUUUAUAACUUUGCCAUUUCACAGGUGUCUACGUCUAUGGACUUUACCUGGAUGGGUCCGGCUGGGACCGUCGUAAUGCCCGCCUCAUUGAACCCACACCUAAAGUUCUGUACACGCCGCUGCCUGUUGUACAUGUCUUUGCCAGCAACCAGGAGAAAACCCAGAGUUUGAAUGUGUACAGUUGCCCUGUCUACAAAAAGCCCAACCGUACAGAUUUAACCUACAUCUUCCCACUGGCACUUAAGACCAACAAGACCCCAGAUUACUGGACUCUGCGAGGUGUUGCCUUACUUUGUGAUAUCAAGUAAAGAACUUUGAUCCAGUUCAAUCAACAAAUCUUCUGUUCUUAUAAAAUAUUUUAUAUUAGCAUGUUAAAAAAAUUAAUUAAUUCCAGUCGUUGCAAUUGAGAUAUUUUUUUACUUCCCAAAACCAGACUUAAGCUAAAGAAGUUGUCUUAUUUGUCAUCUGUUAAUUAAUUAAUGUCUUGUCUGUAAUAAAUUUAUUAAUCAGUUAAGAAAAUUUAUAAUAACAAUACAAUAUGUCUUUUAGAUCUUAAUUAUAAAUACCCAAUAUAAAAACUCACAAUGUUUUAAAAUACAUCAAAUAAUUAAGAUUUAUUUCUAAAAUUAUCCCAACAUAUAAAUGAAUGAUUAAAAACAAGUUUACAAACUAUUUACCUCCUUGAGAUUUGUCGUAAACAUACUUUCUGAUAUAGAUGAGCUUAAAAGCAAAUGCCCUUUUAACUAAACAUUGGUUAUAUGUGUGAUUUGUUUGCUCUUAUUUAGUGUGUUGAAUGAUUUAUGUAUACUACGUCAUUAUUGAUCUGGAAUAACUUACAAUGUAGGCCGAAUGCUAAAAAUUAAGCUGCAUAAAUGAAGCAAACAAAAUGGCUUAUGAGUGAUAGAGAGAUCUGUUUAGCCUAAGAAAUGAGUAGUGUACAAUUAUUUUUACAAGUCACUUUGUUGUUUAUUUAUUGCACAAAGUUGUUAAAGUCUUUGACUUUACAAAAUGUUGCAUAAGGAUUUAAAAUAAAAUUCUUUGAAAUGUAAAAGCUAUUUUAAUAAAUUUAUGGGAUAUUUCACUUAUUGAUUGUAUAAUUAUUAUAUAGCAUAAAUACCUAACAUUAUUAUACCCAAGUGUUUCAUUUAGUUUACAUUACCUUUCAAUGCAUGACAUAUUUUCUGAUAUUUCUUAAUAUCCUUUUUAAAAGUGAACUUUCAUUAGCAAAGUUAACAAAAUUCACCAAUUUGUUUAAAAAAAAUAAACCGUAUUUAAAACCAUUGCAAAAUUUGUCAUUAAAAAAAAUAAUUAAAAUCCCUCUAAAGUAUGUUGAAACCCUUGACGAAAGCAAAUUUACCAUUUGAAUAUAUUAUAUAUUAAUGUUUGCAAUUUAUGAAUAUGUGUGAAAAUACAACAUAUUAUACAUUGUUGAACACAGCACAACUGAUAAAUUACUGUGUCUAAACCAAGUAUUAUUUUCCUUACAGAUUUGAAGAAAAAAAAAGUAUUAUAAAUAUUUUACUUAACUCUAAAAGUGUGCAAUUUUUUACCAUGAUUGUUUCAUUGUGAUAUUGGAAACAUCUAUAUUAGGCCUAUACAUUUUUUGUUGCUGUGUACCUUGAAAAAUGACAUUCAUAGUAUCACAAAGCAAUCUGAACGGCUGCUUAUCCCGUUUGUUAUAUUCUUUGUUUUUAUUUGGGAUCAUCUGUGAGGCGUUAACUGUUAUGUUAACACAUACUAUACUGACCUGCGUGCUGUGCAUUCUUAUGUUAGUGCAUUGAAUACCAAAUAUUUUAAGCUGUUGCACAGAGUACUUCUGUGGUGCUGAACAGUAUUAAAGAACUGAACUAUU